AUGUCGGCGGCAGCAGACGGAGGACCUAGUUCUCCGACUCCUCCUGAAGCUGCUGUGGUAGAUGUGAAGAAUUUUACAAAUUAUUUGCGUCGAGUUGUACCUCUUCUUCUGGAAGGCGACCCAGAAGUUCCGCUCGAGCUGGACACAACUUUGAAAGACCCCUUGCAUGUGGACUACAUCAGGAAAUUUCUUGCUGAUGCCCAAACGAGAAGCCUUCUCGUUACCCGAACGCCACUCAAAGAUGAAGAAGAAAGCGAUGAAACGUCUUCGACAGAGAGUGGCGCUGAGAACGAUCAAGAAAAGGCGAUGUACUCCAUCAAUUUGGAUGUUCAUUACACCGCGCCGAAGCUUUCAAGCGUCGCGUUUAUCAAACGAGGAGCGAUUGUUGAUGCUGACAAGAAGAUCACCUCACAAGUUCGUGUGAUAAAUCUAAACGAAGGUUCUCCUUACGAGACGCUUCACUCCUACAUCAGCAAUGCCGUGGCGCCAUAUUUUAAGUCGUUCGUGAGAAAAUCUGGCAAAGCAGACAGGUACAUUUCAUUUUUUCUUCAUCCAUGUCUUUUUAUCAUUUCGUUCAUGGUUAGUUUUGUAUAGCAUGUGGUGAAGUUGCGAACUGCUGUUCAGACAGUUCUAUGAUUUCAAGUUCCAUGAAUUUAAGAAGUCAUAUUAGACUUGGGUGUGUUGGAUGCUAUCAAUAUGCAAAUUAAAUUUCAAGUUUAUAUGGUAGGGCUAAUUACGGUAUACGAUAUACCAGGACUCAGGGGGAUUGCAAUACUUAGAAGUGGCUAGGAUAAUGCAUCAGUCAAUUCCAGCUGCGCCCAGGUCCCUUAACCCCUCCCCCCCCCACCCGCCCCGGGCUACUGUAGGGCAUUUGCCUGACUUGUUAGUCCUGGGGGUGGGGCAUUUGCAAACUUUGCUCUGCCCGGGGAACAGGCAUCUGCCUACCAUGGGCUAUUCCCAAACUUUUGACACGCAUGUGGUUUCCUAUCAGAAUUUAACUAUGAAGAGGAUUUUGCUAGAAAAACAAGCAUAUUGGCUCUUCAGUCAAGGACAGGAAAAAAUUGAAGAGGGUUGUAAAGGCAUGUUCUCGAUUUUUUGCAUGCAUUUCUUCAUGGCCUAUCAAGCCAGAGUUACUUUGCGAAAUUGGGAGCUAUCGACGUGACUCAGCAACAUUUUUCAGUUAAACUGAAUCAAAUAUCUGUUGAUAUUAUUUGAAGAAGAACAUCCUUUCACAUUUAUAAAACUAUUCGACAUAACAUGUAACUUAAUAGCGCUCUAUUAAUUUUAAUGUCAAUAAUUUUAUAACAGUGCUAACACAAUAAACUGGUGUCGUCGCGGCAUAAAGUCUUAAUAAGAAUCCUAACGCUAUGACAAAGGAAGACAUAAAUUGAAACAAAAAAUUGCACAUUAAAGUGCUUAAAAUGGCACUAUUCAACUGUGCGAUCAAUGAAAAAUGUUGCAGUGUUGAUGGAGGGCGGGGCAUUUGCCCUCUGUUUUCGUCCCUACUCUGGGGGAUUUGACAGCUCAAUAAAGUGUCCCCACUGCCGGGAAUUUGCCAUCCAAGGCAAGAAAAAUGCUAAUGCCCGGGGGUCAGCGCGGGAUGGGAGGGGGGUGGUUGUGCAUAGCUGGAAUUGACUGAUGCAUAACACACAUAGAACAUGUUCAAGGUUAUAAGGAGCACUAGAAAUGACUUGUAUGGACAUUUUUGCUUGAUUGUGAUGACAGUGUUUAGUUCAUCAAUGAGCUUGUUGAAAAGCUUAGUGAUUAUGCUAACAGUCCCUCUGAAUCAAGUGAUAGUUAUCUUAUUGUCUUCAUUUUAACCUUGUCAUUCUUACCCUCCUUGUAAUAAAUUAUCUGUAACAUAUGAUUAUCCUUCCUCUUUGUAAUUACACUGCUGUUGUACCUGUUGUAAUCUUGGUACUUUGUAAUCAUUGUUAUGAUUACCAUGGUUACCAUUAUCCUCCUCCUCAUCACCAUCAUCAUCUCUACCAGUUUCAUCAUUGUGAAUGCUCUCCUAAUUAUCUUCACUCUUACCUUCCUCACCCAUGCUGCUUUCAUUGUAAGUUACAUCAUCAUUCUAUUUUGUAAAGAUAGUUUUUGUCUUCUCAUACCUAAUCUCAGUAGUAUGGCAAUUAUUAAUGCCAUUUGUGUAGAAACAGUUAAACUUAAAUUUGUACAACUCUUUCUGACAUUUUAUUAUAAGAGGUUUGACCAUGUUUGGACGGCACUACCAACUCGUUUGAUCCUGCAUAUUUUUUGUUGAUAAUUUUAUUUUAGAGAUGGAGAUAAAAUGGUUCCAUCUGUGGAAAAGAAGAUUGCUGAGCUUGAAAUGGGCCUCCUACAUCUACAGCAGAACAUUGACAUUCCAGAGAUUUCUCUUGCCAUCCAUCCGAUUGUGACAGCAAUGGCUAAGAAAACUGCCGAAGAAGGCCGGAGACCCAAGGUACAAGAUUUUGGUGACAAAGUUGAGGAUUCAACAUUCCUGAAUCAGCUGCAGAACGGAGUGAACAGAUGGAUUAGAGAAAUUCAAAAGGUGUGUGUGUUACUCAUCAGGGUUUCUCCCUUUUUAAUGAACCAAAGUAUAACAGUAGUACUGGUUACUUUCUUUUCUCACAACUAUGCAGUCUGAUCUGAUAUGCAGUCUCUCUCUCUCUGGUGUUGUAAUAAUUUGUUACAACACCAUAAAUCACUAAAAUUACAGAAAAAAAGACCUAAUACAUUGAUAGUAAGAAACUGAGACUAGAUAUAAUAGUAACCAGAACUACAGCACUACUUUCAAUGCUUAAAUAACCCAGAAGACACAAAAAGGUAGGUAGGCGGGACAGGGGGUAGGUGGGCGGGACUGGUCAGGCAAUGGUGGAUGGUAGCAAAACACUGAACUCUGAAAUACUAGGUGACCUAAAGACUCACUGCAAACUUGAACCCAUACUCCCUGCGGUGUGUGAGAAAUAAUUCCUGCUUCAUUUACUCCUCAGCCAGUGGAAACUACUUUAAUUGAUUUUACUCUUGCCUUGAGCUCUAUUCCUGAACAGUUCAACUGAGUUGCUUUCAUUCAAAUGUUCACUGUCAAGUCCAUGUCAAAGAUAAGAGCUUUUACUGUCUCCACAUGAAUCUUGAUUAAUGUGCGAAACAUUUAACUACAUUUUAUAUUCUGUUUAGGUUACCAAACUUGAUCGUGACCCAGCAUCUGGUACUGCUCUUCAAGAAAUCAGCUUCUGGUUGAAUCUUGAGCGAGCACUGCUGAGGAUCCAGGACAUCAGAGAGAGUCCUGACAUUGCGCUGACACUUGACAUCUUAAAACAUGGAAAAAGAUUCCAUGCUACUGUCAGUUUUGACACCGACACAGGUACUGUUGAUGUGACAUUAACUAGCCUGCCACCAGGCUCUGUUGUAGGCAAGCAAGUGUGAGAGUUUAGCACUUUCUUGUUCAUAUAGGGUAGUAAGCCUGGAAGUUUUGCACAAGCUAUUGAAUUUUGACUGCUUCUCUGUGAACGGUGACAACUUGGCAAUAACUGGUCACCUGCCUAGUACCAAAUAACCAGGGUGCAAAGAAAGUCAGUUUUACAGCCUGCCAUUCAGGCAAGCUGUAGCUAACAUGUACUAGCCCACAAGUCAUUUCAACUAGCCCUAAAACCCUUUUUGAUUAGCAGGAUUGAUUACAAUCCUUGGCAAUAACUUGCCCAUUGGGCAGGUUAAGAACAAAAUCCUAGCCUAGCAACAUCCACUAGCCCAAAUAACGGACAACUUUCAAUUGAGAUAACUUAUUUAAAGCUUAUUUCAAAUUAAGAAAUUCAGAUGAUACAGAUCUUUAUGAAUAGCAUAGAAACUUCUAAGAGAUUAUUGUCAUCAUAGGGUGAGCAUUAGUUGCCAUAUACGCGUAAGUGUUCAUUCAGUAAUGUAUGGAAUUUUCCCACAACUUACGACAUAGCAUUCUCGAAACCAGUUGUCAUUUCCAGCUGCCAGCUUUGUCUGGUAAUAGAUCUUUCUGUACAUGAUAGAACAUUGAUUCCCCUUCAAACUCACCAAGAUUGCGUUUUCUCAUGAGACCCAACUUUUUUAAAAUUUAGGUUUAAAAACUGCUUUAGCAACAGUGAAUGAUUAUAACCCACUUAUGAAGGACUUCCCACUGGAUGACCUUCUUGCUGCAACUGAGCUCGAUAAAAUCCGAGCUGCACUGAGUGCCAUUUUCAGUCAUCUUAAGAAGAUCCGAAGCACGAAAUAUCCAAUUCAGAGAGCUCUGCGUCUUGUGGAGGCAAUAUCACGUGACUUGAGCUCACAACUCCUAAAAGUAAGUCAUGUGUUGUAAAUUUCUAUAUGGUCAAUGUGUGAUUCCAGAAAAUAUCCAUACCCCUCCCACUGAUGGUUCUUCCGAUAAUCCACAUAUACUUAAGUAUGUCUCGUAUGAUCGAUCGCGUCUUUUACAACCCUGUGGGAAAUUAUUCUCGUGGGCACCCCCUGUACCCCUCGGAAUUUUCUACCCUUUAGCCCCCCCCCAACCCCUAGGAAUUUCCAUUGACCAUCCGUUGGGGGGUAUGGAUAUUUUCUGGAAUCACACAAUUUGUUUCAGAAAGAAGGUACGGGGGGUAAACAGAGUUGUCACUAAGAUUUCAAGUUGAAGGGUAAAUACAACAAGUAGGCGGGAAUCAAACAUCUACGGGUUUCUUUUGGUUCUAUUUUUCUUUUAUUUUCCUUUGAAAUAGCCGGGGGGCCAUGUUCAUAGUUGCCGGGGGGAAAUCCCCGGCCCACGCCUCUUAAUGACAGCCCUGGGUAAAUAAUGUUGCAUAUAAUAAGAAUUCUUUGGAUCUCUCCAAAUUUUAGUUGUGCAGUCUUGGUUUUUAAACAGUUUGUUAACCUUAGAUACUUCUUCUCUCCCACAGGUUUUGGGAACAAGGCGACUGAUGCACAUCAAUCAUGAUGACUUUGAAAAGGUCUUUAUUCAUGUUACUAUUUUUCCUUUUUUGCUCUGUAUCUCUGUUUAUUAAUGUGGCUGAAUGGAAUUUAAUGGGAAAUGUAUCGUAGUUUAUAGUGGUGUCUGUCAUGAAAGAGGCUUGACUGUGUUAUAGCCAUCAUUGUGAUCAGCACCAUCAUUGUUAACCCUUUAAGCCCCAAUAUCCACAUACAAAUUCUCCAAACUGAUCUCCAAAUGUUUCCUUAAGAAUGUGUUGAGAGAAUUUGAUAAAUGAUCAGGACAUUUUCUCUUUGGUGAUCAUUUUAUUACUCCUCAUGACCUAAUCUCUUGACAAUGUAUGGAUAUCGUUUGGAGAAAAUGGAUUUUGGUCACUCUCAGGACUUAAAGGGUUAAAAGCUAACUUAUUCUAAGUAUUUCUUUAAUUUUUAAUGCGUAGAUCAUGGUGGCUUGCUUUGAAGUGUUCACUACAUGGGAUGAUGAGUAUGAAAAACUGCAAACGUUGUUGAGGGACAUAGUGAAGAAGAAGAGAGAGGAGAGUCUGAAGAUGGUUUGGAGGGUAAACCCUGCCCACAAGAGACUUCAAGGAAGACUUGAUCAAAUGCGGAAGUAAGACUGCAUUCAUCAUUUCACUAGUAGGCCACUGUGAAAAGUUCUCAGAAAAUUCAAAGUUUUAGUUUUCAAAAUCGAACAAAAUUAUACAGCACCAUGUAAAAGUUCUGUCAAAGUGCAUGUUCACUUGUUUGGUGACAUCAUAGGAUUCCAUCCACAGAAUUAAUAGACUGCUUAUAGGGUGCCUUUUCUCUUAAAAUCUGUCCAGUUCUUAUCCCAACCAGUGUAAUUGCAAAUAAAAACAUCACAAUAAGGGAUUUUUAGAAUGAGACGAGAAAAGACGGGCCUCUUAUUUUUCCUUCUCGGCUUACGCCCUUGUUUAUAGUGACUUGUGUCUUGGCUGCUUGCGUGCAUCGGUUACUCAUGGGCUAACUUUGCAAAGAAAAAUAAGAGACUGCUUGCAGCCUGCAGAAUUAAAAGUAAGACUGUCAACUGACAUUAUCCUGCAAUAUGACUUGGCCUAGGAGUUAGAGAGUUAAUUUAUAAAUAAAAUGCAAAAGAAAUGUUAUAAAUCUGCUACAAGAAGCUAAGAUUUUGCUUGAUUCACUGAUAUUUAGGUUCCGCCGCCAGCAUGAGCAACUGCGUGCUGUGAUUGUUCGUGUUCUUCAGCCUCCUGCUGUCAGUCAAGCAACUCCCUCCAGUCCGGGUGGUCCCCCUAAAAAUGUUGAGGAUGAAGAGGCUAAGCCAGAAGCUUUGCUGGAUCCAGCUGAUGCUAAUGCAAUUCAGGAAGUAAACCUUGCGUAUGAGAAUGUCAAGGAGGUUGAUGGACUUGAUGUGUCAAAAGAAGGUUCAGAGGCUUGGGAAGCUGCCAUUAAAAGGUUGGUGAACUUUGUGUUUAAAAUGAAUUGAUAUUCACCUUGUACAGUAUACCUUGUCAUCUUUCUGGAAGUGUAUCGGCUUAAAGCAGUUUCUGUGUCAUGAAGUAGGGUGAAAAUGACUGGGCAGAUAUUUAGUGUAUUAGAUUUAAAGGUCUGGGUUUUAGUGUUGACCACUCCAUGGCAUUGUUUUUUGAGACACAUAUUUUGCCCUUGUUGGUCAGGUAUGAUGAGCGCAUUGACAGAGUGGAAACACGGAUCACAGCUCGUUUGCGAGAUCAGCUUGGAACAGCAAAGAAUGCUAAUGAGAUGUUCAGGAUCUUCUCCAGGUUCAAUGCUCUGUUUGUGCGUCCUCACAUCAGAGGUGCUAUCCGAGAGUACCAAACUCAGCUUAUCCAGAGAGUAAAAGAUGACAUUGAGGCCCUCCAUGACAAGUUUAAGGUAAAGGAACUCCCCAGUGAUAACUUAUUCAGAAUAGACCUUGUCAUGGAUUGAAGAAAAAAAAUUAAAAAAUGUUAAUAAAGUCAGUGUUUGUAGGAUAAUCUUUGUGUCUAAUUUUGAAUUAUUGUUCUGAAAAGAAUAUGCCUUGUAAAUCAAAUCAUACAGAACAAAUAUUUUGUACUAAGACUGACAUUAUUUAAAUUUCUCUAGAGGCUUGCUUUGAUUUUUCUAAUUUGUCUGUAAUUUUUCCGGGACUUUUUGACAAAGUAAACAAAAUUUUAUUGGUUCUUGGUCUUCUAAGAAGUCUUAGUCUUAGCAUAUUUACUUUUUAUAGUUCAGGUGAUUUUGACUCAUUUUUACUAUAUUUGUAGGUCCAGUAUCCUUACAGCAAAGCUUGCAAGAUGAGUAAAGUGAGAGAUCUGCCUCCUGUUUCUGGUUCCAUCAUCUGGGCGCGACAAGUAAGUACUACAUGGAUAUAUUGUAGUCUCACUUAUAAACUGUACGAUGUCUAUAGUUCCUCCAAGGCCAGGGCAAAAGUGAGGGUUAUAAUUAUUUUGUCAGAAUUUGCAUUGCAAAUGGAACAUUGCUGGAUCUCUGGGAAGGUAGAAACCUGAGUUCAUAUACUAAUACAAUGAUUUAUUUCCUUUUAUUUUAGAUUGACCGUCAGUUAUCUGCUUACAUGCGGCGUGUGGAGGACGUCCUGGGUAAAGGAUGGGAAAACCAUGUUGAGGGACAAAGGCUGAAGGCUGAUGGUGACAGUUUUAGGCAGAAACUGAACACACAGGAACUGUUUGAUGAUUGGUCAAGAAAGGUUGGUAAUUCACCUGUAAUUACAUUAGAACCCCUGGAAAAAAUGGCCGUAUUAAAGAGGGUUUUUUUUACAAGAAAAUGUCUGGCGGUUUUUGCAAGGCCACUGAAAAAGUUGCCGUAAUAACGAGCUGGCCAUAUUAACUAGGUGGCCAUAAGGCGGUGUUCCACUGUAGUCACAGGAAAACCCGUUAAAUUCUCUGAUGCAUGUUGAUAUCUUCCCCUUUACCAUUGCAGCUUGACAUUCUUCAUUCAGUUUUCAAUAUAUUGAUAACUUCCUUUUCAUCACAUAACGCACAGCUUAGUUCUCAUUGGUAUUAUAGUCAUCUUGCUCUCAGUAGACAUCUCUCUAGGACGGACACAGUGCAGGUCCCAGAGGUGAACGUUUUACAGAGAGUCAACUAUAUGUUUAAAUUUCGUUUUCAUUGUAGGUUCAGCAACGUAACCUGGGAGUCUCAGGUCGCAUUUUCACUAUUGAAAGCACCAGAGCCAGAGGUGGUGGCAGAGGAAAUGUUUUGAAGCUGAAAGUAAACUUCUUGCCAGAAAUUAUCACACUUUCCAAGGAGGUACAAACUGUUAAUUUUGCUGUUGAUUAUUAGAAGUGACUCUAGAGCAUCAGUUUUCUCCUAAUAGUUUUAACACAUAAUCAAGAGAAAAGGUUUAGAGAAUUAUUAAAAUCAUUGUGAAAGGAAAAAUUUUUAAGGGUUUUCACUAAGAAAUCUAGUAGCAGGAGAAUGAUGUACAUUACCAGAGAAUAUUUUGAAAACAUCUCCAUGUCUGAAUAAAAAACAGUCCUAGUCUACCAAACAUUAGCUGGAGAAUUCAGUGUAGUAAACGAAGAAUUCUUCGAUCUCUGAUGCCUAAUGAACACUCUGAUUUUGUGAACUUUUAACAAAUUCUGUCAACUAAUUCUUUAAGCAAAUGUAUUAAGAUCAGUGUCGAGAAUUUGCAAAUGUGUGUGGAUAUUCAGGCUUUAAGGGUUAAGGUAAGCUACUUAACUUUAGUUAUACAGAAUGCUAAUUAGCGUUUAAUUGUCAGGUUCGUAACUUGAAGUGGCUGGGAUUUCGAGUUCCUCUUGCCAUAGUGAACAAAGCCCAUCAGGCCAAUCAACUCUACCCUUUUGCCAUCUCACUUAUUGAAAGUGUUCGUACUUAUGAGAGGACCUGUGAAAAGGUAAUACUUACUGCUUGUCUUUAUAAUAAGAAUCUUUUCAAUAGUUUCAAUAAUUUUGUGGUGAAUCAUGUAAUUGUGUAAUUAAUCUCAAACUAAGUUAAUCUAUUAUCCGUGUAAUAAUGGAAUAUGAUUUGUGGAGUAUCUGCAUUUUUGCAUUGCCCUUGAGCAAAUCUGUUUGUUUCUCUAUUUUCUUCUUGUUAACUGUGUAAUGUUGCAUACAGUACACUUGUAUUUUGAAUUCUAUAAAGUAUUUUUUUUAACAUUUCUUGCUCAUGGUACCUUGAGAAGUUUUGAUCUUUCUUUCUUUAGAUGUUGUGUCGCAGCCUUAAAAUAAUGUGCAAAGUGAAAAUAUUUUCUUCUCUAAGAUACUAUGAACUUUUCUAUUCUAAAUUUCUCAACAGGUGGAGGAGAAGAACUCAAUCUCACCUCUUGUCGCUGGUCUGCGGAAAGAAGUUCAAGGAUUGAUCAUGGAGGUGAGUAAAAUAUUGUGAUAAUUACAGUGUAUGCUAAGAUCGAUGAGUGUUGAAAAAUAAUAGCGCCCCUAAUGCAAAUUACACUUCCAAGUAAUAAUGAUAUGGGUAUCAGCUGAAUCAUAACUCAUAUUUCUCCGCCUUUAAUGUUGUUAGGGUAUGGCCCUUGUGUGGGAGUCAUACAAGUUGGAUCCUUAUGUGCAGAAGCUGGCUGAAGCUGUUUUUAACUUCCAAGAAAAGGUACAAGAUCUGUUUUUACCAAAUGAUAGAUGUGUACUGGUCUAAGCAAAUAAAAUGGCAUUGUGCGAACUAUGCUGUGGGGUGAAGCAUCCUAUGUCAUGCGUCUUAUUCAUAGUUAGAGUUGGAGGCAAGUACAGUCAACUUUCACCUUCUGGAUAGGAAAGGAAAUUGAAAAUCAACCUUGGUUGAAAAAUGUUUACCUGAAAAUAAUUUUGACCUGUAACAGCUCCAUUCCAAAUAUGCCCAGCUUGUUUUGCCAUUUUACUAAUUGUUUAAUUGUGGUUGCAAUGAUGUUUUGCUGCUGUUUUUUUCCUCCCACUUCAUGAAUUGGAGUUGGGAUCAUAACUUCUUUUCAGGUAAAUCUCGACUUCUUCGGUCAGCAACCUCAGUGUGACAGUUGCUGUUAAUAAAUUAUGGGAGUCUUCACUUACGGCAAGGUUGCCAUGGCUACCUCCUCACUUUGGCUUGCUUACUUUGCUUGCCUUUCGCUGUGUUGCUCACUGCUGUCACCUACCUAUAUUCUUCCUCUCCCUUUGCCUGUGAACAAGUUUAUUUAUACUACAGUGGUUAUAUAUUGUAGGUUGAUGACCUGCUGAGCAGUGUAGAGAAGAUUGACAUUGAAGUGCGUUCCUUGGAAACUUGUUCCUACAACAGUCAAACAUUCAGAGAUGUUUUAGGCAAAGUUCAGAAAGCUGUGGACGAGUUGAACCUUCAUUCAUACUCCAAUCUUCCCCAGUGGGUUGCUACUCUAGAUCUGCAGGUAAAAUGAGACCAGUAAUUCUUGAGAAAAGUCAAAGUUCCAGAGAAAAGAUAUUAACUUGCCUUUUAAAACAUCAAAAAAUAAGAAGAGCCAUGAGGAGGCUCAAAAGUGGUUUUGUUUAGAUGGUCACACCAGGCCCGGGUUGCUCGAAGCAUGGUUAGUGCUAACCAGUGUUAAAUACCAUGGAAACCUAUACAUUUUGAUACCUCUUAACCAAUGGUUAGCGCUAACCAGGCUUCGAGCAACCGGCCCCAGAUGAUUAAUUUUUUAUCCAAACCUACAAGUUGGAGAUAAGUUUUUCAGUUUAUUGUCUCCAUUGACUCUGGCCUCAGAAGGUUAGAGGUUUGGUCACACUCGAUAUGUCCACUGGUGUUCGAUAGCUCUCUUUUGGGUGGUAACAUCUUAAGAUCAUUUUUGCUAAAAGGUUUUUAGAAUCACUAUUACCUUAUUGGUAUAGUUGAUCUUGUACUACCUAUUAGAGUGAAAGGGAUACAGUGUAAUAAACAUCUGUUUAGUAAAAAGUUUUUCAGCUGUAGACGUUUAUAUGUAAUGUAACUGUGUGUUUGCAGGUUGAAAAGUUUUUGUCUGGUCGUCUUGAAGCUGGUCUGAAGAGCUGGACUGAAUGCCUGAAGGGAAGCAGGACAUCUCGGCACAUGACCAUGGAUGAUUCUGACACCUCCAUGAUGGCACACAAGCCAGGAGGAGACCCUGACAUUCAGGUUGUUAUAAGACUUACUUUAUUAUGAAACUACACCGUACACAACUUUUCUCUGAAGGCAGCGUGGCCAAGUUCUCAGCCUGUCGGACUCAGAAUCCAGUGGUCCUGGGUUUGAAUCCCGCUCUGGCCGCUUGCUGGAUUUGUUCUCGGUUGUCCCAAUUUUAAAUACUUGGCCACGCUUGUAUAUAACCAACUGGUUACCGCCAAUCAGUUGGGGUUUGUAAUUCUGUGAUGUUGUUUUUGAAUAAUUUAUUUGUUUCUAAGUAUUUGAGUGGACUGCCUGUAAACUAGCUGGAUAAGCUUAGUGCACUUUCCACUAUAAACAAGCCCUUAAGUGUAUAAUAAAGUAUACAUGUAGUAAUAUUUAUAAUAUUAAUGAAUGGGAGUAUUUUAUUUAAAACGUGACUGUAUUGAAUGUUACUUCUUCCUUUAUACAUUUACUUGGGUUUUUUUAAUUAUUUCUGAUAAAAAAAAUCAGCACAAAAACUCAGCUAUGUUUUAUCCCAUUUAAAAAUCCUUGUUUACAGUAACUUGCCAGAACUCAUGUUCGCUAACUCACUCUGUAUUAUAUUUUCCCUCAGCCUGAUCGAACCUCACUGAUCUACAGUUUUGUUUUGUUUUAAUUCAUUUCACUUAGGUCCUAAAACAUGAGAUCUUGAUCCAGAACCAAGUGCUCUUCAUACAGCCUCCAGUGGAGAAAGUGCGAGAACACUUGAUCAAAGAGCUGCAUGUGUGGGUUGGUAACAUCACCCUGCUGCCCCGCAUCCAGAGUUCCCGAUACCAGGUGGGAGUUAAGGAGAGAGCUACAUGUAGUUAUUUCAAAGCUGUGUGCUAACCCUUCAAACCCUAAGAUCAAAAUUUGAAUUCUCAUUUGUUGUCCCCAUUCAUUUCCUACAGAAGUAGUGGGGAGAAGUUGAUAAAAUAUCAAGCAAAUUCAUCUUGCGUGAUCAUGUCCGUAAUUCUCAUGACCACUCUGUUUAACAAGGCAUUGAUAUUACAAGGAGAAAUUUGAUGCUGAUCACUCUUAGGGCUUAAAGGGUUAAUCAUACCAGCAAUGCUGUUGGUUCUUGACUAUAAUUAGGGCUUGAAAGUGGCAGGUCACCGACAAUUUUACAUGUUUGUUUGGUCAAACAUCGGGGUUGGCACUAAGAUUUUAAGUUACCGCAUUAAUAUAACAAGUAGGUGGGGAACGAAAAAGCUAGGGAUUUCUUUUGGUUCUAUUUUUCUUCUAUUUUCCAAUGAAAGUAGCUGGAGGCCACAUUCAUAGUAGCUAGGGGAAAUCCCUGGCUCCCAGCUCUAAAUGACAGCCCUGAACAUGGAUGAUUAGACAUUUGUCUUGUCAUGUAUGUUUCUAAUGGAAAAUUUCAUCCAGAACUUCCGAUUGAAAUGAAGUUGAACACUUUUAUUGGCAUUAGUGAAGGAAAAAAAAGAAAGGUAUGACCAGAUAAAGAACUUUUUUGAAAUAAAUGAUUCAUAAAAGUUGAUUGUCAAUUUGCAGUUAUUAAAAACUACGAGUAUUGACAGUGUUAUUUCAAACAUUUGAAGGUUGAUCUUAUCGCCAUAGCUGCCUCUAACAGUAUCCAGGGGCCUUAGGCUGCUGCCUCAUUACUUUGGUUGACUGAAAAAACCUUCGUUUUAACCUUCUAAACUCUAAGAUCAAAAUUCGAAUUCUCGCUGUGGUCCCUAUCUAUUUCCUACAGAAUUAGUGGGGAGAAGUUGUUAAAAUAUCAAGCAAAUUCAUGUUGUGUGAUCAUGUCCGUAAUUCUCAGGACCACUCUGUUUUACCAAGCAUUGAUAGUACAAGGAGAAAUUUGUUGCUGAUCACAAGCUGUAAUGCAUUGUAGGUUGGUUUAGAGCGUGAGGACUCUGACGCUGAUACCACCUACCGUAAUCUUCUGGCAAGACUUCCAGAGGGUCCAGUUUACCUCCAGGCUGCUUACGCUGCAAUUGAAGAGAAAGUAGCUAAAAUGGAGGAGUAUGUUCAGGUGUGGCUGCAGUAUCAGUCUCUUUGGGACAUGGAUAUGAGUAUGAUCUACAACAGGCUGGGAGAAAACAUGGAGAAAUGGAUGGUGCUUCUUAAGGACAUCAAGUAAGAAAACUUCUUUGGUCCCUAUGCAUUCUUUAUGCUUUAGUAUUGCAUUUUUAAAAGCAGUUGUAUAUUUUCUAAAAUAAGUGUCACGAUUUAGGGGUCUGUUUAUUACAGAUGACUACUUUUGAACAAAACUGCCAAAAUAUAGCCUUGUCUCUGUACCUCCAUUUGUUUUGUAGAAAUCUCCAAAAUUUGAUUUUGGAAAGAUGUGUAGAAGUAUUUUUCACUAAGUGUGCUAAAAGUCCUGUUAAACUGAUGAUUUUUUGGUAAAAUGACUGAAUGAUAAUUUAAUAUCACAUGCAGAAAUGAUAAUUAUUAACGGUAGUGGAAAUUUUAUGAUGUGGACGAUGACAACAAUAAUUAAAUAAUAAUGGUAAUGAUAAUAAAAAUGAUAGUGAUAAAUCACGGUAAUGCUUAUCUUCAUAUCUGCUUUUCCACAGACGAGCCCGGGUGACUUUUGACACGUCGGCGACACAGAAGGUCUUUGGCCCUAUAGUUAUAGACUACCACCAGGUUCGUCCUUAGAGCUUCUAUUCUUCUUCUUCUUCUUUUUUCAGUUUACAUUGUCUGAUAAUUAUCUAUUUAUUCAUUAAACCGGGGAGGGGGGGAUUUGAGGGGGGUGGGGUUGCUGGCAGUGGAUGUUCAAUGGAUCUGUUCUCGGGGUCUUAAAAACUAAAACAGAAUGUGCAGUUCCAGAAAAUAUCCAUACUCCCCCCCCCCCCACAGAAGGGAUUGGAAAUUCCUUGGGGGUGGGGGGGGGGGUAGGGGUUCUCAAAGGACUAGAAAUUUAAUUUAAUGGGUGAAACUUGACUGGAAUUUCCAGACAUUUGGUAGACAGGUGGGGGGUCUAAGGAAAAAUCCCUUCUGUGGGGGAGGUAUGGAAAAUUUUUGGAACCACACAAUGAUAAAUUACUCUAAAUACGGUAGGACACUUCAGAUCAUUAGAAUGUGCUGAUGGAACCCAUGAAUUGCAUUGUAGUUUUGCAAUAAUUUUCUGAAAAGAAGCUAGAAGCUAGAACCUCCCAUAGGUGAAAAUGUAAAGAAAUCCUUUUUCUGCUCAGCACAUCUUACUGUUAUCAUCAGUGGUGUUAAACUUCAAUAGAAAAUCGGUAAUGUCUACAUCUGUUUGGUAUUAUUAGGUUCAAUCCAAAGUGAACAUGAAAUAUGACACAUGGCACAAAGAAAUCCUUAGCAAGUUUGCGUCCCGCCUUGGCGAUAACAUGCAAGACUUCUAUGGCACAGUCUCCAAGGUGAUAAAUUAAUCAUUACUUCAGUUUUGGUGGGGUCUACUUCAUUUUGAAGAUUGUAAUGGGUUUUUCUGUUCCAGCUGAAAUCCCACCCAGAAGUAUGCUUUACGAUAUCCAAAAAGAGUGCACAUUUCUUGUGAUAUUGAUAACGAACUAGAGACUACAGUAACAAUUAACGAACAGCCUUGUUUGAUCCUCUAGUGGGGUAAAAGUGCAUAUGUCUAAAUGUGAAACUACAAAAUUAACGAUAACUAAGGGUUAAGCAGUAACAUGAAAAUAUCCCCCCAAAACCAGCCUUCCAGUUCUUGAUAUUGGAUGAACCACUCUUUGUUUUAUAUAUGGUGACUUAGUUUGUGAAAUGUUAUCACAACUACCUGAACAAAUUUCCAAACCACCCCUCUGUUAGCUAUUUCCUUUGUGUUUUUUUUGGUCAUGUGAAUUUUGUUAUUGUUCACUCUAAAUGUGAAGAUAUGCAUAGGAUUUGUCUUUUUUCCUCACUUCAAGUGGACAAUAUCCUUCUCAGACUUAUUAAAAUAUGAUAAUGAGUAUUUAUAUGAUGUUUUGAUGCCCUCCCAGGCCCGCACAGAUAUGGAACAGCAGACAAUUGAAGGAGCCUCUACAUCAGAUGCUGUUGGUUUCAUCACUGUUGUGCAGUCUCUGAAGAGAAAAAUCAAAAACUGGGAAAAGAGUGUUGAGGUGUGUAAUAUUUCCCUAUAUUUUAUGGCUGAAUCUGCUAGCAGGUAAGAUAAACCGAAUCCUGUGUUCUCAUUGGCUAUUUCAGCAGGCCCAUCUUGCCUUCUAGGGAUACCCCACAUUGGUUCUGCAAGAAAAAAUAAAUUCUUCACUGAGCAAGUUUUUUUUCGGUCAAGAUAACUGGAUGUUGGCCUUGUUUUUUUUUGCAUUUUUAUUGACCGAGAUGAAAACACAAAAAAGAUCAUGGCCAAUAACCAGCCAUCUUCACCUCAUGCUUGGUAAAUAACGCACCCAUAUACCUGUGAUUAAUUCAACCCUUGUUGAACAUGGGAACUGCCUAGUCAAUGCUCAAUGUAACUUUUGUCUGAUAGGCUUUGUUGUUAUUAAUUGAUAGUCUCAAAGAAAGUUAACCAGUCAAUUUCCCCACAUUACGACCCACCGGCCCUACUGUCAAACCUAAAGCCUUUUUACUAGCCUGCUACCAUACUUAACGGUACUGGAAGAAUAGAAUACUGUUCCUGUGGCAUGUAGAUUUUUUUAAGGGUGGGGUCAUUAGCUAAGUGACAUGGUAGGCGUGUUACAGUGACUGGUCAUUGGCUACUAGGCGACAAUGCUCCUGGCAGCAUAUUUUUUCACUGAGAUACUCAAGUUCCCCAACCACAGCAAAGUGGUUUUUUAUCUGGAAGAAUUUGGAGCCACUGUGUUAUGGGCCUUCUGAUGAGGAGAGAAAAUUAAUGAUGAUGAUUAUAUUCCUUAUUCUCUUGAUAAUUCUAUUGGGUAAACAUCCAUGAUACUUGCUGUGUAAAAAGAUAUUUGUUUUUUAUUUUUAUGUAAAAAAAUUGUUUCCAAAUUAAUUGCAGAUGUACAAGGAAGGUCAGCGUAUCUUGGAGAGGCAGAGAUUCGCCUUUCCUCCAUCAUGGCUGUAUGUGGACAAUAUUGAAGGAGAAUGGGGUGCUUUUAAUGACAUUCUCAAGAGGAAAGACUCCAGCAUUCAGACACAGGUACACUUCAGUGGCUUUACAACCAGUAGCAAGUAUACAGUAUUUUUAAGAAACAAAAGAAGUAUUUUAACCAACAUUGGUCCAGAGGUUGAAAUUUCAAUCAAAUCCUUUGUCAGGAAAUCUCAACAGUGACUUAGUGACUUACCUGUAGACUGUUAAUAAGCUUAAUAAGCAAGGUCAAACAGCUAAGCUCAUCUGUUUUGUUUUAAGAAGUAUAUUUUCUUUUGGCAUUGCUUGGAACACAGACAGGCAUGGCAUUUUUGUGACUCAUAGCAACCUAGUUAAUAGAAGUAUUGCCUUGCUUAACAUUGGUCUCCCUUAGAUUACCACAGGGGGAACAGGGAUACAGGGAAUACAGGGGAUACAGAGGCCACAGGGGAAACAGGGGCCAUGGGGGACACAGGGGACACAGGGGCCACAGGGGAUACAGGGGACACAGGGGAACAGAGGCCACAGGGUACACAGAGGCGACAAGGGAAGAAGGGGCCAUGGGGGACACAGGGGCCACAGGGGCCAUAAAGUCCCACAGGGGAUACAGGGGACACAUGGGGCACAGGGAACACAGGGGCCACAGGGGCCACAGGGGUAUCAGUUUAUCUGGUACCUGGGUCACCAUGGUUGCCAGAUACUUAAUGCCUCUGGACGAUUAAAAGUUCAAAUUAUUUCGUUUGUUAGUUUGUACUGAUUUUUUUGAGAAGAUCUUAACCUUGAUCUUUUACUUCCUAGGUUGCCACCCUGCAGAUGAAGAUCAUCUCUGAGGACCAAGCUGUGGAGACACGCACGUCAGAGCUGCUCUUUGAAUGGGAGAAAGGCAAACCAGUACAGGGCAAUGUCAGGCCAGAUGUUGCACUCAACAACUUGGCAAUUUAUGAGGGCAAAUUCUCAAGACUGAAAGAAGACAGGGACAAUGUUGCCAGAGCCAAGGAAGCUCUUGAGUUGAUGGAGCCAGGUUUGUUAACUCUUUGUAAAAGCGACAUUCAUCCUGUCCCCUUUGUGAAGUGCUAAAGGACGAGCUGCCAUGUUAAGUACCACUCUGGCUGUCUAGAUCCAUCUAAAUGCAAUUUAAAGGUGUUAACACUGAACAGAGAGUAAAAAAAUUGUUACCUAAGGGUCUCAUUUUCAUGCAGAUAUCAUGGUCGCAGAAUAAGACAUUCUCUCUCCAACAGUAUGAAUAAGACGAACGCUGAUCCAUAAUCAAUGAUUAUUACUAGUUUAGCAAAUUACUUUUGAUAACUUUUAAAAUUAUUUACGAGCUUAUGAGUUUGUGCAAAUUGGUUAUAGGUACAUUAGUGGCCAGUGAUGAACGUGUCCAGAUUGGAUUGGAAGAAUUACAGGACUUGAAGGGUGUUUGGUCAGAGCUGGCAAAAAUUUGGGAGAAAGUGGAUGAGUUGAAGGACAAACCAUGGCUGUCUGUUCAACCGAGAAAGGUAGUUGAACAUUCCUCUUAUCUCUUAUUCCUUAUGUCCUAAAUACUGUAACUUAUUAUCAAUGCCUUGCGAGAAUUUGGCAUGUAGUGAUUAUCUUCCAGAUCAACCAUUAACUGGUGUGAUGUAAGUAGUGCAACUGCUUUUGUGAGCAUAGUAUACUAAGCUGCAGUCUCCUUUUAGAGCAACGUGAGCAGGAACUGUUGCUGUACUCCAAGUUUAACUUCUUUAAAGUUGUCUUUUAGUGACCUUAAAUUGCAACAUGGUUGUGCGACAAUUUCGUGAACAUAUAUAUACUUCCCUUUCUAAAUCCUGCUGUUGCUGUUGGCAAGGAAGAGACAGGGAUGAUCAGAAUGUUAUUUUGCUAAAAUAUCCGAUGUCCGACCUUAAGGGCUAUCAAUGUUACACUUCAUGUAACCAUGCAUGUAUCUUUGCAGCUUCGUCAGGCACUUGAUGCACUGUUGAAUGACAUGAAGAACCUCCCGGCUCGGCUGAAGCAGUAUUCCUCCUUUGAAUAUGUUCAGAAAACUAUCAAGACCUAUCUUAAGGUAUACAACACCAUGUCCUUUCCAACUUCUAGAAUAGAUGGGAUAGAACCAGUAAACAGAGAUGAUGUAGGUAGGGAAUGUUUUUUUAGUUUUGUGUCUUUGGAAGCAAGGAGAACUGUCCAUGAUAGAGUGGUGUAAGAGGUAUCAGUAAAUGCUUGAAUGAUUAAAGAAAAGAAUCAAUCAAUCAAUCAGACACUCAGUCAAUCAACAGGCACCUUAAGCAUAUCCAGGACGAUGUCUGUUAAAAUAUCUCUAAAAAGUUUGAUGUGGUAUUUGUGCAGUGGACAUAAAAGCAAUGUACCGAAUUAAGUGUGAUGCACAUGGAAAUAUUUUGUUUUGAUCUUUAAACCAAUAUUUUUGCAAUGUUGAUGUUCUUGUUCCUGACACCUUAACUAUAGAUGGUGUAUUUAUUGGUCAAGUCUUACAGCUGACUACUGCCAGCCCCAUGUCACAAGUACCACGGAGAGUUUUUUAGUAUCUGAAGAUUGGGAACCCUGUGUUUCCUCUUUAGGUUUCAGGGAGAUUGGGUGUGGAUAUUGCCAGUAAGUAAGAUGCUUAAUGCAUGUCUUUUCCUCCUGUUAGGUCAACGUUAUGAUUGUUGAACUCAAAUCAGAAGCACUGAAGGAGCGACAUUGGAAGACGCUUAUGAGGAAGCUCCAUGUUAACUGGGUGCUCAGUGACCUGAAUCUGGGACAAGUUUGGGAUGUUGAUCUUCAGAAGAAUGAGAUGAUUGUCAAAGAUGUCAUUCUUGUUGCCCAGGGAGAGAUGGCAUUGGAAGAAUUUUUGAAACAGGUUAGACCUUCUCGCACUUUAAGGGCUUGGCUUCUAAGUGUUGUUUUGUUAAAAGACUGAAAAAAUGUUGCACAAGACAAUACCACACCACAAUUAAAAUUAUAGCUUACCGGUAACAGUGACAGUUUCGGAAAACACUCACAAAUGCUUGGUCUGUAUUUCAAAAGUCCUUUACGUUUUCAUUAAUGUUCACUUUGAAAUUGUAAGAUUUUAAAUGACACAGCUUCCUUUAAACAAAACUCAUUAAUUGUGUUACUCUAGCAAUACUUUCUGCCCUUACUUUGUUAUGGAUUUACCUAUUAGCCUGUCUUUUGUGAUUUGAAAGUCUCCUGUAUGGAGAAACAUGAACGUCAAUAUAUUGAGCUUGUUUUGGAAGCCCUGUUAACAAGUUCUGACAGCCAACAGUUCCAAAAUCAGUUUUUUUCCCACUAAAUGAUUGUUUCCCUCUCUACUGUCGCUAUAGGUGCGAGAUGUGUGGCAGAGCUAUGAACUGGAGCUGGUUAAUUACCAGAACAAAUGCCGUAUCAUCCGUGGCUGGGAUGACUUGUUUACCAAAGUCAAGGAGCACAUCAACAGUGUUUCAGCAAUGAAGCUCUCCCCAUACUACAAGGUACAUUGAGUAAGCUUGGCUUGAAACAAGCCCUUUGUGCUUCAUAAAGGUUGAGAAUUCUUCUGCACUCCCAAAGAAAAAAGCUCUAAAUAGAAGAACAUUGCAAACAAAUCUCACUGGCCCUUUGGAUUCUCAUUAUUGAAAGAUCUUUUCUUGAAAAAUUUUUAGUUUCCUUUUUGUUUGCCUUUUUUUUAACAAGAUAGGAAGUUAAAGACUUCUUAGGUACAGUUUAUGCGUGCAUGCCAUUUAUUGGCUUUGUUUUCAGUUAGCGUGAAGCUUGUAGUUUUACAGUUUUAAGAGUUUAAUGUGUUGGAAGAAGCUGUAUCCAUGACUGUAGUUGUGGAAAAUUAAUAGUCUUGUUGUUAAUGCCUUCCUAAACCACAGUAUUCAAGGUUAGCUUUUUCAUCUGCAUAGCACAGAGAUCACCAAAUUCGCAAUCAUGCUUGCCUUUGAGCAACACUGGUUUGAUGUGCAAUCCGUUGUUAAUUAAAAUACCCUUUCAGUAAUUAAAUCGUGCUCUUUUUAAUAUUUAAUUUUUAUUUACCCAUUUUCUUUGGGUUGUUUUCCUACUCAUAUACCUUGUCAGUAGCUGUGCUCACAUUGUGGGUGAGUCUAUACUGUCUUCCUAAAACGUUCUCAAACUCAUUAAUAAUUCAUUAAGAAAAUACAAAGGAAAUUAAUGUUUUUAAUAUUUAAUUGAUGCUUGUAUUUAUUUAGUUCAAAAAUGAUUUUGUUUAAGGCAUUCAAACAUUUUCUUUGGUUUUUUCACCAGAUGAAACACCUCGGAUAACUUGUCAAAAACUGUGCCGAUUUUCAAUUGUGGGUUUCAUCUGGUGAUGAAAACUUUCUACAGUUGGUAUAAGAUUUAAUGGAGCCGAAACCAAUUGUGGAAUUGCACACAUUUUAGGCAUCCUAUUGUUGGACAGUCAAAACUUUUAGAUAUUUCGAGCAACAACAAUUUGCCGUCUGUCUUCUUCGAAACUUAACUCUCAGGUCUUUGAAGAGGAUGCUCUCCAGUGGGAAGAGAAGCUAAACCGCAUUCAUGAUGUGUUUGAUGUGUGGAUUGAUGUGCAGCGACGAUGGGUGUAUCUUGAUGGCAUCUUCAGUGGCAGUGCGGAUAUCAAAGCUUUGCUGCCUGUCGAGACUCAGCGCUUCCAGAGGUGAGUACAGUCGGUGCACUUAGCCCUGUCUUACUUGUUACAGAUCAAUGAUGUUGGGAUAUAGCAGCUGCUUGGAAGAGGAGUCACUAGUGGUGCAUUUCCCUCACCCUAAACAAUACUAAAACAAUAAGAAGAAUGACAUUUCAUUGUUUCCUGCAACCAAUUAGGAGAGACCUUCCGAGCAGCUCCUACACUACUCAUGAUAUCUAAUUUUGAAAAGCAUUGUUAAAGGUGCUUUGUCUUGAAAUUUAUCAAAAUUUAAAACUAAAAACUCAAUAAAGCAAAAAGAAGACAUAAAAAGGGAUGGACAAAAUUGAGAAGCAGGGAUGGACAAACGGUUGGGAGAUUGAAGCGGGUUGGAAUUGCAGGUCUUGAAAACUUGUUAGCUUGACAGUUUUUCAAAGUUCAUUUUUGUUUGAUGUAAGGCUUUGGGAGAGAUAUUUGUUUGAUACAAAGCUGUGAUUUUGUCAUUUGCAAGUAAAUUCCUUGCUAACAUAAAUAUCCUAAGCUAAUGGAGACACGUUAUUGACAAUAUGAACUCAAGCAACUAGUCAGGCAUGACACAGCUUGUUUAACAUCUUCUUUUUUCCUUUAUCAGUAUCAGCACAGAAUUUCUUACUCUGAUGAAGAAAGUUGCCAAAACACCUCUGAUCGUUGAUGUCCUGAACAUCCAAGGCGUCCAACGACAGCUUGAACGUCUUGCAGAUCUGCUUGGAAAGAUUCAGAAAGCCCUUGGAGAGUAUUUGGAGAGGGAGAGAGCAUCAUUUCCACGUUUCUAUUUUGUUGGAGAUGAAGAUUUGCUGGAGAUUAUCGGAAACAGUAAAAGCAUUCCAAAGCUUCAGAAGCACUUCAAAAAGAUGUUUGCUGGUGUCACUGCAAUUAUUCUUAAUGAGGAGGAGAAUUUGGUGACUGGAUUGAGCUCCAAAGAGGGAGAAGAGGUAGAUACUGUAGAUUACUGUUUCAAAUAGUGUUUUCGAAAAAGGAAGAUAGUAACCUGAGAAAAUAGCCAAUGUUUUGCGAUGGCACCACUGGUUGACUCUGAGAAAUGAGUGCAGAAAUUCCAUAUUGAUGACACAUCCCUUUCUAGAUCUUUGUGGGUAGUGCUUCUUAGUGGCUGGAAAUUUGCUUCCUCAUUUUUCAUAUGACUAUCCCCCAAGGGGAAUGUUAAUGGUGGUGGCGAAUUUUGUUGCUCUCUUGGUAUUUGUUGGUAAAGCUGCUCCACAAAUUGCUCAAGUUUUGUCUUCUGAAACUGACAUGAAACAAGAUGCUUAUUUGGCUUCCCUCCUAAUUGUGCAAAAAUUUCUAUCCACUGAUUUAGGAAAUACUUGUUGAUAUCCUUCGUUUUGAAUUAGGUGGUGUUCAAGAAACCUGUCUCAUUGACUGAACAUCCCAAAGUGAAUGAAUGGCUGACAUGCGUAGAAUCUGAGAUGCGUACCACCCUGGCAACAUUAUUGGCUACAGCAGUUACUGAUGUGCAGCAGUUUAAUUCAGAGGCAAUUGAUGCCGGGCAGUAUAUGAAAUGGGUUGAUAGCUAUCAGGUGAGAAGCAACAUUUUCGGCAUUUUUGUCAUUGCAGUGGAACCCCGUUAAUGCGACCAUCGUUGGGCCAUAAAAUCCUGGUCAUCAUAACUAGGUGGUCUAAGUAACGGGGUCGUCAAAAUAAUAAAUGAUUCAAUAAUUAUUACGUUUGGGUCGAAAGAAUAUGGUCGUUCACUAUAAUAGCAGGGUGAUCGUACAAACGGGGUGGUCCUAAGGCGGGAUUCUACUGUAUUUCUUUAUGAGAGAAUUGAAAGUUGUUUCUGAUAGCCCAGGACUAGUAGAUUUUGCUUUUGGGCUAGUGAAUUCUGUUUUCAACUUGCCUGAGGGGCAAAUUAAUUUUUUUUUGGAAGGGGGGUGGGGGGAUUCAUUUUAGUGGAGAACUGUAAUCAAUCCUGCUCAUCAAAAAUUUUUUCGGGCUAAUUAAAAUGCUUGUUGGGCUGGUACAUGCUAGUUGCAGCUUGCUCGAAUGGCGCGCUAUAAAACAGAAUUUCUUUGCACCCUGAGUGUAAAGAGGAAAGCAAUUUAUUUUUUUUAUCAUUUAUUUCCUCUAUAGGCCCAGCUGGUGGUUCUAGCAUCACAGAUUGCCUGGUCAGAGAGCUGUGAAAAUGCACUGCAAACAAUUUCAUCAUCUUCUAACCAGAACGACCUGGAGCCGGUGUUGAGAGUCCUGCGAGUUGUUGAAGCAACUCUUAACAUCUUGGCAGAUUCUGUGCUCCAAGAGCAGCCUCCUGUCAGACGCCGCAAGCUGGAACACUUAGUAAGUAAACUACUGUUAAUUAGUUAUAUUUUCUUGUUUUUUGCAGUUUCAAGAAAACUCUGCUUUUCUUUCGGAAGGACACUGGAAUUUUGCGAGCAAGUGCGCCUUAUGUGUAACCUUAUGGUUAGACUUUUCCACUCCUAAAGGUUACCCAAGUCAAAAUUCAAGAAAAUUUCUUAAUCUUAUUUGGAAAAUGCAGAAACAUAAAAUAUUACCGUUUGAAAGUGCUGCCAAAGAGUUUUCAUUUGAAUGGCAACACAACAGCGUUUUGUCAACACUGCACAGACUGAAGGUAGAACCACCUUGUGAGAUGGUUUUGACUCUGGGGCUGAAGGGUUUAAUACGUACAUCCGUCAUAGCGACAGAACCACUUUACAGAGAUGUCUGUACAUGUUAGAGCGAUUUUUGUAUGACCUUGAAAUAAAAACGCGCCAACGAAACAGAAACAUUAAACUAACGGAAAUAAAGCGAUUUGAUUGGUUUAUCGAACGGAUACAAAUGCGCGUGGCUUUUGGUUGGUUGCCCGACAACUUUCUAGAAAUCAACCGAUACUUCGCUUUGAUGAAAUACUGCAACACGAUUGGCCAAUCGAACAAUGCCUUCUCCACAUUAGAGUUUUCUUUGGCGGGAAAACGAAGAGGUAAUCUUUUGAUCUUUUCAUCCAUUGGCUGAUAAAAAAACAACGAACACUCACCGACCCCAGUUUUCAAGGUCCUACGAAAAUCACUCCAACGUGAAAUUUAGUUGAUUUCAGUGGAAUGGGAGGUGAGGGUACUAACCAAAGACGUGUCCCCUCCAAACAGCUAAGGCCGAUCAGUAGUGAGUUAUUUUGAUAACCUGAAAUAUUAAUUGUCAUUUGCAGAUCAUUGAGUCGGUCCAUCAACGUGAUGUAACACGCGAACUUGUCAGCAGUAAAGUGGCAAGUACAAAGGAUUUUGAUUGGCUCAGUCAGAUGAGAUUCUACUUCGACCCGAAGCAAAAGGAUGUUCUCCAACAACUUUCCAUUCACAUGGCCAAUGCCAAAUUUAACUAUGGAUUUGAGUACCUCGGAGUGCAGGACAAGCUUGUUCAGACCCCCCUGACAGAUCGAUGCUACCUAACCAUGACUCAGGCUUUGGAGGGCCGAUUGGGAGGGUCACCUUUUGGUGAGUGAGAAAUUUUUGUUACUGAAAACGCCGUGACCACCUGAUUAAUUUAGAGAUUAAAAAAGGUUGCUACUGGUGAACUCUGGAUUACAUGCGCCCUCCUUAAUUAACCUCAUCCAGUCAGGACAAGCUAAGUCGGUAGAGAACUUAUAAACCUACAGAACCUGAGGUCGUGGGCUCGUUCCCGAAGGCCAUACCUAUACUCAGGGUCUUAAAAUAACUUAGAAAUGAAGGUAUACUUCCUUUGCUGUGCCAACGGCUAGUCCUUCGUGUGGCACAGAUGAACACGUAAAAUGGCAGUCCCAUUUCCAGCAGGGUAUAAUGCUGAUCGGCUUGAUCUUGCUUAAGUUACCUUUCAGUGACAUUAUUUUGAAUUAUCUUAAAGGUCCUGCUGGUACUGGAAAGACAGAAUCAGUGAAAGCCCUUGGUCAUCAGCUGGGACGAUUUGUGUUGGUGUUUAACUGUGAUGAGACUUUUGACUUCCAGGUCAGUUAACUCGGCUAUUUACUCAAAAGUUAAUAGUCAAUGCUACAACUGACAUUUUUUGAAAUUUCAGUGCGAAGAUAAUUACUUAAACUCUUGUGACCGAAAAUGUCCAGUCAAAUUCAUAGGAAAGGUUUUCAAGUUUGCCCAGACGAGGCAAUACUUGACUACGUGUCUUCACAACUGCUUGCUCCACAAAAGCUUGAAUUUGAUCUUUACAAUAAUGGUUCUUUUCAUGAGUAGGUUGAGAAUGAUCGUCCAGGUGAACGUUGUCCUGAAUAGGACUGUUGUUGUUGACAGUGACGGAUGUUUACGACAACCUAUGCGGUUGUAAUCUUCUGAGUCACGCUUUUGUACGCUUUUUUUUUCAGGCCAUGGGACGUAUCUUUGUAGGUCUGUGUCAGGUUGGAGCCUGGGGUUGUUUUGACGAGUUUAACAGACUUGAGGAGCGAAUGCUGUCAGCUGUAUCACAACAAGUACAGACAAUUCAACAGUCCCUCAAAGAAGGCAGCAGUGAUACAUGUAAGCCUAUAACAUACGUUGCAUUUUUCUCUGCGGACAUAAGCUCUUGUCGACAGGUGUACCGUAAAUCCUCUAUUGAGCCCCCGCCCUUUUCUGGGAAAGAAAGUUAAUAAGACAUUUUUUUAAUCAGCAACUGGAAGUUUGGAUUUGUUUUUGAUCUACAGCUACAUGACCUCCAACGUCUUGUACUUGAGCUUUUCCACUUUGAAUUGCUGUUCUUUAAGGAGAACUGACACCAUCAUAUUUGCUAAAUUAAAGAAGGCCCCCUCUCAAAUAAGCACCCCCGUAUCUAUUAAGUUCCCCCCCCCCGCCUUAUGGUAUGUCAGUUCAGGCCUUGGCCACACGUAUCUGGAUAUUUUUGAGAACGAAUCCUUUUCUCUUUUUUAAAAAAGGGCGCAACCUACGUAGUGUAUUCAUAUCGUUUUUGCCCAUCCACACAAUGCAAAUACUAUACAUGUAGCUUCCCUUACAGAGUGUACAGUGUAUGAUGUACGAGAUAAUCGUAUUCGAAAACCUCUGUCUUUGUGCGUCCACUCGUAAGCGACCAUCCGGCGUCUUAAAAAAUCUCCAGUCUGGGGCCCGUUUGAAAAAAACUGCGUCUUUGGUGCCGAAAAUUGUGUUUAAGUAUAGACAGUAGACUAAAACGGAGUAAAACAAAACUCCUUUUCCAAAAAACCAAUAUACUCGACGGGGCCUUAGUUUCGUGUUGGCGGAUUGCGCACUAAGAGAAUAAAUGCGUUUAGCUUAGUCUUGAUUAACUAAAUAAACUUAAUCUAAACUUGUCCUUGUGCGGUAGAAUAACGUUUCACGUUUCUUUAUAUUUCUCAGCCACAGCCAUUACAAUUGAACUGGUAGGCAAGCAGGUCAAAGUGAGCCGUGACAUGGCCAUUUUCAUCACGAUGAAUCCAGGGUAUGCUGGACGAUCCAAUCUCCCUGACAACUUGAAGAAGUUGUUCCGCAGCUUGGCCAUGACCACCCCUGACAGACAGCUGAUUGCACAGGUCAUGUUGUAUUCACAGGGUUUCCGAAUGGCAGAGAAACUUGCUUCAAAGAUUGUACCGUUCUUCAAGUAAGUGAUACCUUGCCAGAGUAUGUACUAGUAAUAACCAAUGGUUAGGAAGCACUGGCGAGUUUCAGGAAGGUCAAAAAAAAGUCUUCAAAAUACCGCUUGCUUGGGGCUGCCAUUUAUAGUCUUUGUGGAGAGGAGGUGUUACAAUUUAAGAGUAAUUGUUAAAAAGGAUGCUUUUGUAGAGGGGAUGGAAAUAAAGAAGUUGAACAGCUCUUUUAAUCUGACGCCCGUACGAUAGGAGGGCUACUGAUAUCCAUCUCGAAGACGUUCCUUACAAGGGGUGUCCAUUUAAAAGUGAUAACCGUGAUUUAUAUCACAAUUUUCCGCAGGCUUUGUCUGGAACAGCUGUCGAACCAGUCUCACUAUGACUUUGGUCUGCGUGCCUUGAAGAGUGUGCUGGUUAGUGCUGGUAAUGUCAAACGUGAGAAGAUCCAGAGAAUCAAGGAGAGUCUCAUUGAAGAGAAGAAGGAGGCUGACGAGGCCGCCAUCUCAGAGAGCCUUAAUGAACAAGAGGUUUGGACUUGUUGAUCUCUUCUUCUUUGUGUUUUAAUGCAUAGCCUGCGUAUCAGGCGUUUCUGGCAGAAAAGGAGAAGAGAGAAUAGCAAAAAGGGGGGAGAGGGAAGGGAGAUAAGGGCCUUCCUCUCUCUCUUCCCCCCUCCCCCUCUGAAAUCUCCUCUCCCUAACUCAAGACGUGAGAUUCAGGCUAUUUAAUCUGUUGUUAUGUGACCACUUUUCAUACACAUAGAAAAUGUAGAGAAACUGAAAUUUGCAUUUAGGCACCAAAAGAGUUUGAAUUUAUUAGACAGCCCAUAAAGUUGUCCUCAGUUGCUUCGGCAAAACUUAUGUUACGGUUGAUUGGCAAGCGAAAUUCCAGAAUGACAAUCCUGAAAUAUCUGGAGCCCUCCUUGGCAUAUUACAUCAAGAUGUGUGCAAUAUUCUGAUGGCUACAGAAUCUCCAAUGGAAAAUAAUUUGUGGCAGUCGCCUAGGGGAUGUUUUUGUUAUCUCAUUAGUUGAAUUAUCAGCUUUAAUUUAGCUUAAAGAGUUUGGGAUUUACAUUGUACCUCUCUAAGUUUGAAGUCUGUAGGCAAAUCUUUAAGUAUGACCAUAUAAGUGAAAAAAAUCUCUCUCUAUCAUUCUUUCUUGACAGAUUCUGAUCCAAAGCGUCUAUGAAACCGUGGUUCCAAAGCUUGUCGCCGAAGACAUCCCUCUUCUCCAAAGCUUGCUGUCAGAUGUUUUCCCAGGGGUGAAGUACGUUGGUGCUGAAAUGAAACAAUUGAAGGCGGAGAUUAAGAAAGUGUGCACUGAAAUGAACUUUGUUUAUGGUGAAGGAGAAGAGCAAGGCAGUGCAUGGGUGGAGAAGGUAAGGUUGUGAAGAAAGAUCAAACCUUGUGUAUUACACAGUCAGUCAUAAAGAAGAGAAAUUUGGCUCUAAUUUUUUACUCCGAGGACAAAACAGGGGCGGAUCUAGGGGGAGGGUGCAGGGGGUGCGUACCCCCCCACGAGAUGACCUGCGGUUUUCUAAUACAACUGGUAUUCUGCCAAAAAAAAAACUAUGUGGUUUAUUGGUGUUGAAGUAGAGCAAGAGACGAGUGCACCCCCUCCUAAAAAAAAUCCUGGAUCCGCCCUUGCAAAAUCCUAUAUUAUGUUUAGUUAGGUGGGACCAUUCAAAUGAAAGCUACUAAGUAGUUCUCUACGAUUUGUGUCCAGAAUUGGACGUUGAUGAGAUUCGUGCCCUUUAUGGUAGACAUCACGAAAUGCCCCCUAGCACUCAUCCUCACCUAAAUUCAAGCAAUACUGUCAAACAAAAAGACAUAUUUAUGGAUUAUAUAAUCAUAUCGAUUGGUCUUAAAUUUGUUGAGUAACAAUGACAUGGAUGACAGCAUGAGUGUCUUCCAUUCUCUUCAAAAUAACUUUGCCAGGCGAUCAGAUAGCCUUAGAAGUUACCACAAAGCAGUGAAUGUUUCUAUCUUUCUGUCCUAUGAAUUCAGAUUCUGAAGAGGAAGCAAGGGUGGCACAGUAGUGAGAGCACUCGCCUCCCACCAGUGUGAUCUGGGUUCAAAUCCCGGCGUUGCCGCCCCACGUGGGUUGAGUUUGUUGUUGGUUCUCUCCCUUGCUCCGAAAGGGUUUUUCUCCGGUUACUCUGGUUUUCCCCUCUCCUUAAAAACCAACACUUUUAAAUUCUAAUUUGACCUGCAAAGCACGGACACGUUUCAAGGAGUUCUUUGUGCUCCGUGGGUAAACAAAUUACAAAAUUUUUUUUAGAGUUUAUGGUUUAGUCACAGAGUAGAUAACAGAGAUAUUGUGGCUUGAAUAAUCAUUAAUGAUAUAUUUUUUUGCUUUGUCUGUGUUGUAGAUCCUUCAGCUCUACCAAAUAUCCCAGAUUCAUCAUGGGUUAAUGAUGGUAGGACCCAGUGGCAGUGGCAAGUCAACAGCUUGGCGCACGCUUUUGAAGGCACUGGAGAAUUUGGAGGGCGUCGAGGGUGUGGCACAUGUUGUUGACCCAAAGGUGAGUGCAUGACACUAAGUAAGGUUAAAUGCCAAUGUUCUGUAGCACUUUGCAUCAUAGGGUACAUGCACAUCUCGACACCAUUGAGACAAGUUACGGGAAGUCGUACUGUAUUUCACUAUUGGAGUGAAGGGAAACGUUUCGGAUCAUUAUAUGUCUCUGGGAAACUGCCCACCUACCCCUCUCCUAAACCAACGUUAACACUUAGUUCUUUUUUUAGGGCAAAUUGUUGGCUUAGGGGACGGGUAGGUGGGCAGUUUUUUAGAUUUGAGGACGAGGACGACCACAAGUACGAGAUUUAACUUAAAAGUUUUUCGCGUAUUGUCGAAAAAUUUUUGACCCUGAGAGCUUCAUUGUACUAUAUUUCACCUGAAAAAUUAGUGCGGUUAUUUUUAUUGAAGAAGGUUUAGCCCCUCCCCGAUAGCAAAAUGAUCAAACUUCUUACAUUAGAUAACUUGUUCCCUCUAUUACGACAUUCUCGCUAAAUCUUGUUGUAGAAUGACGCCGGCUUUUGCGUUUUCCCGCCAAAAUGAAGUUGGUUCACUUGCGAGCACUGCUAAGUAUUGAGAAAAUCUCGUUCUUGUGGUCGUUCUUGUCUUCGAAUCUAAAGCUCUCUAUCGACGGAUGAGGAGAUUAAUUAUAAGCGAUUUAAAUGGGGAAUUGUUAUGUCCUGUCUAUAUACAUGUACUAAGGUAUUGAUUAUGCUCUGAAUUGAAAAAACUUCGUUGUUAUUUUCGUGAAUAAAAGAUUGCAUGUAAGCAGUUACGGUGGUAAAUUGUCUGUGCUUCAGUGAAAGCGGGACAUUUUGUCCUCCUUACUAAUUUAUGUGUCAAAUGAGAUUUUUCUUCACUAUUGAGGAAACUAUUUGAAAAAGAAAUAAGUUUGUGAUCAAGAUGUUAAAACGUUCUUACUUGGACUUGAAGAAAUGAAGGACUGUAACUAUCACUUGGCUUUUGCUUGGUGUCAAUAAUAUAACAUCAUUGGUUUGUUUGGUUUCAGGCCAUUUCCAAGGAAGCUUUGUAUGGAACCCUUGAUCCAAACACCAGAGAAUGGACAGAUGGGUUGUUUACACACAUUCUGAGAAAGUAAUUCUCGCUUUUCGUUUAAUACUAUAACUUUUAAUGUGACCGGUAUAAAUGUAGAAUAACAGUGUGUUAAGAAAUUAACCAUUAAACAGCACCAUAGCAAUAUUUCAGAAAAGCUCUAUUUCUAAUUGUCUUCCUCAAAAACCGCAAUUCUAGUGAUUUUAUGUGAUACGAUGCAAUCGCUUAAAGGCUGUGAGAGUUGUUUGCAGUGCAUGGUAAACGGUGUAAUUGCAAGGAUUUACUUCUCGUUAGCUCUCAUUUUAAUGAACUGUUGUGUAACUCACUGUCCUAAGCAGUCUUUAUUGGCUGCUAAUUAUCGUUUCUGUAGCUUAAACCUACUGUCUGUCUAUUUUUACUAGGAUCAUUGACAAUGUUCGUGGUGAGAUCAACAAACGGCAGUGGAUUAUUUUUGAUGGUGAUGUCGACCCAGAAUGGGUGGAGAACUUAAACAGUGUUCUUGAUGACAACAAGUUGCUGACAUUGCCAAAUGGUGAACGUCUAGGCAUUCCAUCUAAUGUAAGUCAAACUGGAUGUUCAAAAAUGAUCAAAGCCAAGUGAACAUAGUAAACAUGUUCUUGCCAAUAGGGAGCUAGAUACACCGGUCCGUAUCUGUUUACAGGUAGGGAUAGGCGAACAUGUUAGGUACGUAGUUAUAUAAAAGGCAACCCUGAUUUCCCUGAUGUGGUAUUGGCAUCACUAGUCUUACGGUAGGCUAGGGUUAAGAGCGAGUCUAUUUGAUUUAGUACGGGUAAUUUACCCUUGCCCGUACAUGGAAACGGUUUAUCAUAAGGUCUCCAUGACUUCUCUGCCCUGUAGCCUAGCCAUUUCUUCGGGGUAACAGGCAAUCUACCCAUAUUUGCAACUGUGGGUAUGUGUAAGUUACCAGUACCUGCACUUGGAAACUAUGUCUUAAGGUCUCUAACAGCUCUUUACACAUGAUUAGGCUCACCCCACACCAAGACCCAACGACAGGCCUAGCCUUUUUUCAGUACAAAAGCGUCCAGUGACAAAUGAGACGAUAGAAGGCAUGGCAUAACUUAAAUUUUAUACCCUUAGCAAAAGAAAAAAAUGUGAGGCUGACUUUCUAUGGUGCGUGUGUCGAAAGGUUGAUGGAAGACACCAAGUAACGUUACCAGCGUUGUCUCUUUUGUGACCUUUCUUUAUCCCAGCCAUUUGCAGUGUUUCAUGAACGCAUUUUGUCCUUUUUUCAUUUCACCCAACCAGUGGGAAAUUACCUAUAUUUCAAUACUUAAAUUUUCGUUUCGAGAACACAUCUGCAUCCAGGUUCUAUUUCAAAGAAAUGCUUCAUAGCUCCCAGAUGAAAUUCCUUAAGUUUGGAUACACGAUAGGACCACAGUGAGGUUAAACCCAUUUAUCUCUGUGCUCUACGUUAGGUUCGCAUCAUGUUUGAAGUCCAAGAUCUUCGUUAUGCAACCUUAGCUACUGUCAGUCGCUGUGGUAUGGUCUGGUUCAGUGAGGAUGUUCUUUCAACCGAGAUGAUUUUUGACAAUAACUUGUUGCGAAUGAAGAGGGUGCCAAUCGAGGAGUUUGAAGAGGAAACAAGAAGAAUUAAAGCCAGAGGAGAAGAGGAGAAUGCUUUGUCCCCUGCAAUGCAGGUAUGACAAAUCAAAGCACCUCAUGAAGGAGAAAUACUAAUUCCUUUCCUAUGGUUUAACAGCCAACCAAAGGAACCUUUAUAGGGUGCAAAGAAAGUCAGUUUUACAGCCUGCCAUUCGGGCAAGCUGUAGCUAGCAUGUACUAGCCCACAAGUCAUUUCAACUAACCCCCAAACCCUUUUUGAUUAGCAGGAGUGAUAACAAUCCUUCUGUAACUUAAAUUUCGCAAAAACACAGCACUUGCCCGUCGGGCAAGUUAAGAACAAAAAUCACUAGCCCGAAAGCAACUUCACUAGCCCCGGGCUAUCGGACACGACUUUCUUUGCACGCUGCAGUUUUGUGCCUAAACUACCACAGUUUCCUGAACCAAAAUGCCAAUGAAAAUAUUAUUCGAAGGAACAAAUUAACUCUGUGAAACCUUUUCUUAAAACAACAGUUGCACCUGAAAUAUGAACACCUAACCCUUUGGUGAACAAAAGAUGUUAAAUUCUUUCUCACAAACUGUUGGGUGGGCCGGAAGGUCUAAGAACGGCUUACAGGAUUGGUUUAGAAAACAAUAGAUAGCCCUAACCCAAACAAAACUAGCAAUGAACCCCAACUCUGAAAAAAUAGAGCUUCGGGCCAACAAGAACAUAUUAAAAUAGAGGUUCAAAAGAGGUUCUGGCCGACAGAAACUUUUUGUGUGUUUUUUUCUUUUCUUUUUUAAAUUAUGUACUGAUGAUAUCUUCUGUAAAGGCAAAGCUGUUUUUUGUCGGGUGCAUGAAUGUUAAUGCUCGCCUAACCUCAAUACUGAUUCUAAAAAAGUCGAAGAGUUGGGGCAAGUCAAAGCGGGGGAAGGGUGGGUGGGGAGACAUAUUUUUCUUCCCAUCUCCUUCCUUCACACCGAUGCUUACCUCGGGAAUUGAUAUAUCCUCUCUUCCCAAUCUUCCUCAGUGGUAAAAGGAGCUUAAGCAACGACGACGGUGACGUCAACGAGAACGUCAUAAAAGCAAUAGGUUACAUUGGCAAAACAACUCUGCACGUGCAUCACGCUUUUUUGUACAUUUCUUUGCCGUCACUGCACGACUACGACGUGAAUAUGCCUAAUUUCACGUUUUGUGGAGGACGGAAGACAAGGCGACGACUUUCUUUUUCUUUUCGCGAACGUCGAUACAGUCUUUGAGAAUUCAACUCCAGAAAAAAUAGCCAACAUUUGACGAAUUGAAUGAGAUGGAAUAAGCGUGAUUAAGGUUGAAUCAGCGCGAAUUCACUGUUUAAAAAGUGGCGUUUUCGUAUAGCUGCCGCGGCCUCGUUGCUUAACCUCCCUAAAAUCAAAGGUAGCAGCCAUAGCAUUACGAACAUAAGCAAACAGCUUUCACUCCCCAAAAAAUAUGCCUGCAAUGCAGGUUAUGUCUUAGUCCAAGUCGUCCACGAAGGAUAAUAGGGACUUUAAGAUCCAACGACGCGACGGCGACAAGAACGUCGCUUAAGAAGUAAAUUUGCGUUCUUUCAGUCUUUAUAGCGAUUAUUCCUACCCACUUACUUUGUCAAUUGUAGGCAAACCCUCCUGAAGCUGAAUUUCAAGGGACCAAAUUCAAGCUCAGAAAGAGAAAUAAAAUUUCGUCGUUGGUUGUUUACGUCCUCCGUAUUAGGCAUUUUCACGUCGUAGUCGUGCAAAAACGAGAAAGAAAUGUACAAAAAAGUGUGAUGCAUGCGCGAAGUUGUUGUUUUGCUAAUUAAACCGAUUGUUUUUUUGACGUUCUCGUUGUCGUCCGCGUCGUUGGAUCUUAAAGUUCCUAAUACGUUUUGAAAAACUGAUCCCAAUAACGAUGACUUUUUAGGUCCAGAGUGACUUUGUUGACAUCGUUCAAGAACACUUCUCACCCAACGGUUUGGUUGUCAAGUGUUUGGAGUUUGCUUUCAAGCAAGAGCACAUCAUGGAUUUCACACGUAUGAGGGCAUUGGAGUCACUCUUCUCCAUGAUUCACCAAGGUGUCAGAAAUGUUCUCCAGUAUAACCAGCAACACCCAGACUUCCCAAUGGAGGUAAGCAAAAGUGUACUUUUAGUGGUAAUAGCCACAUGCCUGAGAUUUUUCAUGUUUUCCUUUCACAACUGUAUAAAUUGCGUCUUUAACUGCCUUGAUCUUCUAUGCAUUUAUUUCUUUAUUUCGUAUAUUCAUCAUCUCAAAAUAAAUAAACUGUCAAUGAACUUACUGCACUUUUCACAAACAUGAAAACACCGACGAUUGCGUUUUUCGCUGCUGUCAAUCAUCUUAACGGACCUCUAAGGAAACAAAACUUUACUUCACGGCUUCAAAAGGUCAUGGUUUGUGAUUUGUGAUUGGUGGAUUUCGAUCCGUUUUGUGUGUUUCUCUGUUUCAAGGUUAGUUGCUUGUGAUCGUAAUUAUGAUUGACGGCAGCGAAAAACGCAAUUGUUAAGGUGUCUUUUGAACUUUAGAGUUCGUAUGUUUGUGAAAAGCGCAGUAACUUCUUUGCAGGUAUAAGGUGCCCACUAUUCUUUCCUCUCCCAGAGUCAAUUUAAAUGACGUGCAAUUUGGUUGUAACUUUCCAAAGGGGGGGGGGGUAAUUGUACUAACCUGAGGCACCAUCCUUAGUGUAGCGUAUUUGAAUAUUAUUCAUACUCAACCGUAGUUAUAAAGGUUUAAAGGAUCUCCUGGAAUAUGACACACUGAAAUAAGAUUCUCAAAUCUGUUCUUUUCUCUUGAAGAAAUUCAUUAGGCUACUAAGUUCAAGUGAUUUCGACCACCAACCAGGGGGGAGGGGUGGCCUCGACAGAGUAACUUUCCGCGGUUGUCGCAAUUAACAUUUUCAAUAGCCUAUUUAGGGCUACUGACACCUGUGACGUUUUUAGUUUUGUUGAAGAUGGCUGUUGGUCAUUGAAACGUUCAGCGUAAUUAGGAUUUUUCUUUUGGCCAUGCUUUAAUAGUUAUUCUCGCAUCUGUUAUAUAAAUAUUCGUUCUUUUACCAUCCUCCCCAGUUAUGUAAAAAAUACCUUAACUUACCAACACAAAACAAGUUUGUCUUGUAGGGGUUUAUGUUAGUGUGCUGUAUUUCCCAGAACCCUACAAAGAAACUUUUUCCCAGUGCUAAUAAUUAAUCUAGGUUUUUUUACGUUAAAUUUUCUGUCGACAGAGAGAUCAAAUAGAGCGGUACGUUCCAAGGUACCUGAUUUUCUGCCUCUUGUGGGCUUUCUCUGGAGACUGUAAACUUAAGACUAGAGAGGAUUUGGGCAAGUUCAUUAGGAGUAUCACCACAAUCCCUUUGCCCUCAAGCACAUCAUCAUCCAUCGUGGACUUUGAGGUAUGAAGAUUGUGGUCAGACAGUAAAUAAACAGCUCGUUUUUAAGAAUGACAUAUACUCCUUUCCCCCUAGCCCUGCUUUAGAUACUACUUAUUAAAAGUGAGGUCAUUACAGGGAAAUCUCAGACCGAGGUUUGAUGUAUUGACUGAGCGAUUGAAUUAAGAAUUCCAAUCUUUAGAAAAGCUGAAAACCAGAACUCCAAUCUUGAGAAAAGCUAAAAUUCAGAAUUCCAAUGUUUGGAAAACCCAAAAUUCAGAAUACCAAUGUUUGGAAAACCCAAAAACUGGAAUUCCAAUGUUUAGAAAAAGCUAAAAUUCAAAAUUCCAAUGUUUGGAAAAGCCAAAAACCACAAUUCUAAUCUUUGGAAAAGCAAAAAUUAAGAAUUCCAAUCUUUGAAAAAGCCAAAAUUCACACUCCUAAUGUUUGGAAAGCCAAAAACCAGAAUUCCAAUGUAUGGAAAGGCGAAAAUCCAGAAUUCCAAUGUUUGGAAAAGGCAAAAACCAGAAUUCCAAUCUUUCUGGAAGGCCGAGGUUGGGGAUGCUUUAGUUUGUAUUUCUGUUCACCCGAAGACGUUAUCUUAAACUCACUAAUUCAACACAAACCUGAAAGGAGUUAGAUCAAGCACUCUUAUUGAGCGCUCAUAACAACAGCAAACACCUUCGAUUUCGUUGAAAAUAGAACGCUAAGCGUCAACUUCCUUCGGUUUGACAUAUUACGGAGCUUAAACAAAGGCGUUUUUGAGCGGUGCACGCAAGGUUGUGUAUGUUUACAGAUAUAUCUUUUGUUUCCAGGUCACUAUUCAAGGUGAAUGGGUGCUAUGGCAAUCCAAGGUGCCUCAAAUUGAAGUCGAGACUCACAAAGUCGCAGCACCUGAUGUUGUCGUGCCAACAGUAGACACAGUGCGACAUGAAGCACUCUUGUACACGUGGUUGGCUGAACAUAAGCCCAUGGUUCUUUGCGGCCCACCAGGCAGCGGCAAGACCAUGACACUCUUUAGCGCAUUGAGAGCUUUGCCUGAUAUGGAGGUAUGUAAUAGGCCACUUCCGAGUCCCAAAAACCCUCACUUUCAAAAUGAGGCCAAGUACACAACCGUUGUUUUGAAAAUGACUUUUAUUUGCAUGAGAAUAGAAAAACAUUUCCAUAUCAAAGGCUGAGCACUUGACCUCGUUUUGAUACAGAGGCCCGGGGAAACUCGGAAAUAGCCUAUUUCAAAGGUGGAAGAGAUCAGUUUAGCUUUAUUUGGCUUGCUUCAAAGACUUUCUUCUAAGACAAUUCGGUAUAUGGCCCGAAGAACAUUGCCACUUAACAAAAAGUUCACCUUGUAAGGCACAGGGAGUAAACGUACAAGGCGCAAGUUUGGACCGUUGUAAGGGCACUUCUUUUUAGACAAAUGUUUAAGAAAAUUUUCUAAGUUAUUCGAUAAGGUUUAGGAUUUUCUCUUGGGAGAAGUUAUACGCUUGGUAAGGAGAUUAGGAGAUGUUUGCCUUGGUAAACUAUUUUUACAGUGAUUGUCUAAUGUCUUGGUUAGUAUACCCGCACGUGACAUUAGGGCGUUUAUACGGAAAGUUCGCGUCUGAUUUAGGACGCGUCUUAUUUUUCCUCGUAUAAAUGGCCCUAUUGUGCCGUUCUCUCAUGGUAGGUUUCACGUAGGUUUUGACCUUCUUGAAACCCUUCUUGAAACCCUUCUCUUUACAGGUUGUCGGUUUGAACUUCUCUAGUGCAACCUCUCCUGAGCUGCUGCUGAAAACGUUUGACCAUUACUGCGAGUACAGACGGACUCCGAAUGGAAUCGUUUUGGCCCCAGUGCAGCUUGGCAAAUGGAUGGUGUUGUUCUGUGAUGAGAUCAAUCUUCCAGACAUGGAUCAUUAUGGUAAAUACUUCCCAAACUCAUUAAUAAUUCGUAAAGAAAAUACAUAGGUAGUUAAUGUUUUGUGAGUGUUUAAAAAUUAGAUGAAAAACUGCUCAUUUUUGCAUCCUUAAUUUCUCUUUCUAAAAUCAUUUUGUUUGAGAAGUAAUAUCAAGCAUUGGACACAGUGUUUCAUCACCAGAUGAAACACCUCGAAGUUCGUCAAAAAUACUCCGCUACUAGUCGUAUUUUCAACUCUUCUCAGUGUUUCAUCUGGCGAUGAAACACUGCGUCUCAUGCUUGAUAUAUUACGUCAUAGUCUGUGAGCACACUCUCCACGUGGUGGAUAUCGCGAGAGUUCACGCGCGAGAGGCACCCCUCGCAGUUCAGCUGAUCGCGCGGCUCCCUCUUCUUUCCACUCGAAAUGAAGAGCUUUCUCGCAGGCUAAGUUCACCAAAUCAAAAAAGAAUGGUCAAUUAAAACCUUUGUAGGCCAAUGCAGUACGUAACAGGGUACCCAGCUGGGUAAGUUGCUUGUGAGAAAGCUCAAACGAACAGAAUGAUGAAUUACCUUUGAUUCGGGGUCGUGAUCAGUCGAAAGAAUUAUCGCAUAAAGAGCUCCAGGAUUACACCUGCGAGCAAAAGCACAAGAGGUGAAUGUGUACUUACCCCAAUUCUUCACCGAUCGCUCACGCUCGACCUUCGACUUUCGCGGUCUCAACGUGGAGAUAGUCCUUGACCCUAGAUAAUUCGGGGCAAACAGGAAAAUCAACCGGAAGUUCAUUUUGUAGGGAGUUUAUGCUAUUGCGUACGAUAGCAAGCAUACAGUAACAGGAUACAUAACGUUGCUAUUUUAUGUAACGAUAUUAUAAUAAGUAAAAUUGCGUUCUUUCUGUAGGCACGCAGCGUGUGAUCUCCUUCUUGAGGCAAAUUGUUGAGCAUGGCGGGUUUUACCGCACCACAGAUCAAGCCUGGGUCACCAUGGAGAGAAUACAGUUUGUUGGAGCCUGCAAUCCACCCACUGACCCUGGAAGAAAACCUCUCUCACACAGGUUGGCUUUUGUCAAGUUUCCACCCACAUGGUAGUCUGCUACACAGCCGUUUUUAGUGUCAUCACGCAACGCUCCUCCCCACUAACACUAAAAACGGCUGUGUAGCAGACUACCCACAUGGGUGGUCGGACUUAGUUUGAGGAUCCUUGCGUGUGCCUUUCGAAAAAGAUAUAUGACUUAAACGGAAAUGUAUUUAAAUUUAAAAAAUUUUUGAAGUUGCCUCGGUGAGAAUUUUUCGUCUUGGUCCGUUUCUGGGUGGGUGUUGUAGGUGUUUAAAGUAAAAUGAGCGAAACGGGAAAAGUAAAAGUACCUAUUCACCUCCUAAAUUGAGUCUUAAGCUUUACACCUAUUGAGGGCCAAAUGGUGUAACUUUUAAGGGCUUAUGUGGAGCACGAAUUUAAGUGAGUGCCAGAGUAGGGUUAAAUCGUUCUUUGAUUAAGUUAAAUCUUCACUUAAGUGCUUAAACAGAUCUCAUGAAUUUGCAGUGAGCAGAUUUAUUUUACAGUUAUCCUUGUGAACCCUUGAGACCAAAAAAUCUCAAAUCCCUGGCAUUCUCUCAUUUUACAGCAAAUUUUCCUGUACCAUUGUCUGUUCAAUGUGGAGAGGUAAACUCAACUUUCACCAAUGGUCCCAGCGAUUUUUCGUCCUUUUUAGUUCUUACUUGAAUUUCCUUAACUUACAGUUGAAUGGUUUCCAUUUGAAAUGCAACAGCUGACCUAUCUCCCUAACAGUAACCUGUCUUUUUAUUGUUAGAUUCCUACGUCAUGUACCGGUCAUUUAUGUUGACUACCCUGGCCCCACCUCGCUCACUCAGAUCUAUGGCACAUUCAAUCGUGCCAUGCUAAGAAUUGUUCCACCGCUUAGAAGCUAUGCACAACCUCUUACUGAUGCAAUGGUGGAGUUCUACUCCAUGUCCCAGGUAAAAAGGAGUCUAUAGAGCGAUUUUUUACUAGGUCACAUUGGUCAUAUUAAUGUACAGAAAGCAAUGAAACGGCUAUCGUGUUGGUGUACCAAGCAAGUCCUGUGGAAGGAGAAUUGUUUUCUUAUGAAACAACGAAAGCUUUUUUAAGCGGAUUCUUGUUUGCAACUAGCGUAAUGACUGCUUUUAUGUCAGUUAAAUCUCUAUCUUCUAAUAAUAAGCCACACUGAAUCGGUGACGUGGGAGACAAUGAAGGAAAUGAUUAGAGCAGCGAAGGUAUGAAUUACCUUAACAAUUCGCGAAGUUUAGAUUUAAAAUUUAUCAUUUUAGAAGCUACAUCAAACAUGAAACAGUCUUCUUUCCAAGAUUCAAAUACCUUAAAUUUCUCGGUGUGUGGAUAUUGGACGGAACAUUGUGACUGUUGUUUAACCCUUUCACUGCCAGAUUGAAUAAUGGAGUUUUGUAAGGUAGCUUUAACUUUUUGAGUCUGUGGACGAAAUCCUUUGGUGUGACCAUUCAAAUGAAACCUCUCAAUCUGUACUUUCACAUAGUGCUACUUGUUUUUCAAAAUUUUACAAAACGAAAUUUGGGAUUGUCUAUCGAAUUUUGCCUUAGGCCACAUUUGGCAGUGAAGAGGUAAUAUAUUAGAUCACAGGAUUAAAACGCGUCGACAAUUUUUUUAGGAACGUUUCACUCAAGACAUGCAGCCCCAUUACAUAUACAGUCCUCGUGAAAUGACUCGAUGGGUUCGAGGCAUCUGCGAAGCACUGAAACCGUUGGAGACUCUUUCAAUCGAGGGCCUGGUUCGUUUGUGGGCACACGAAGCACUGCGACUUUUCCAGGAUCGGUGAGAUUUAGGUCACUCUAUGCCGGAUAGGUCACAGAUUUUAGCCUAAAUUGGAUAUGCUAUUUCUUGAGGCUAAGAACAAGUUCUUAAUGUCUCCGUUUGUCAUGUAGCUGUAGAUAGUUCGUAUUUUUGUAAACGUUACGAAAUUUCAUUGACGUGAUUCUUUUUCAAGUACCGUGAAUUCUAGACUUCUAAAAGUGAACCUCUUAUAAUUUCUUGAAACGACCUUUAAUGAGGAAAAGCGAGCGAACUUCAAGGAGGUCACGACAAAACGAGCGAUGAGGUCGCCUGAAUGGAUUUAAAUCAUACUAUAAAUUCACGCAGGAAAAAAACAAAUUGGGGCGUCUUCCUAGAGCUUCCAGGUUAAGUCAUUGUGAAACCCUCAAUCUACCAUUUGUCAAUUGUCAUGACUUGAACGAAAUUUUUUUCGGUGAAUUUCGCGCCUAACAGAUACGAGAAGUCCUUUAAAAUGGCAUAACCAACCAGGGGAGGGGGAAUAAAGUAAAAUCUUAGGGAAUUUGUGAUGACUGUUUUUUGUUCAUUGUCUUUUACCAGGUUGGUUGAAGACGACGAGCGCAAAUGGACAGAUGAAAACAUCAGCAUGGUCGCGUUGAAACAUUUUCCCAAUGUUGACAGCAAUGCAGCUCUAAAGCGACCAAUCCUUUACAGCAACUGGCUGUCAAAGGAUUAUAUUCCAGUUGAUCAGGAGGAGCUGAGAGAUUUCGUGAAAGCUAGACUGAAGGUAUGGACUAUGAUAUGGAUGAUAGUUAUAAUUUGUAGGUGCAGCUUCAAGCGGAGUUUCAUACUUUAUAAAAGCAAUGUAAACCCAUGUGGAAAAUCUGAACGUGACGCUUGUAGAGUCCUCAAGCUUACACAAGGAUCCCAACGUUGUAAUGUGCACCAGGACGUUGAGUGCAUUUUCAAAAUUGACUUGCCAAAAUUGAAGGUGAUUCUUUGGAUGUUUGUGUUUGUGUUUAUCCAAUGAGGAGAAUUUUAUAUACAUUACAGUUCCAUCCGCAGUUAGCAAAGACUAUCCUCCCAACGCUUAACUACAAAUACCGCUGAUGAUGAGAUGAGAAGUACAUUUGUUUCAUUUCAAUACUUGCCCUUUUGCUUUUCAAAGGUGUUUUAUGAAGAGGAGUUGGAUGUACCGUUAGUGUUGUUCAAUGAAGUACUUGACCAUGUUCUGCGGAUCGACAGAAUCUUCAGACAGCCACAGGUCAGUUAAAAAUUGGAAUUUUGGGACCUAGAGUUCUGAAAACUUUGAGGUAGCUUUUUUUUUGCUGUUGUUGAGCACCACUUAGAGAGAUUUUCAACAGAGUGCCAAAAAAGUUGAAACCAACUUGAGACUAACAAUCCUAUAGCGUAUAUUCCAUAAAGAAUACUAGUAGAUGCUUGCUGACAACUUUCGUAUCCAUUGUUGGUAGGGGAAUAGGGUUUCAUAUAUGCAACUUUUGUCAGUGUUUUAUGAAGUCAUGUGCAACUUUUUAAUCUACAGGGCCACUUGCUGUUGAUUGGUGUGAGUGGAGCUGGAAAAACCACAUUGUCCAGAUUUGUGGCGUGGAUGAAUGGUUUAAGCGUUUUCCAAGUCAAGGUUUGUGCAAUUUUUUAAAAGGUAAUUUGUUUAAAAAAAUGUGAAGGUGUGAUGGUCUUGUGCUUAACUAGUCAGAAACUGGAUCUAGCGGGGUGGAGUAUGGUCUUGGCUGUGCUAAAGAGUUGUUUCCUUGCAUAAGGAACUGUAUCUCUCCAUAUAGGUUUUUAAUUGGAUACCAAUGUCGUACCUCUCUUGGUAACUCUUUCGGGGGUCUUUUCAUCCGGGUGGGGUGUGCUGGGUGGGUUGUUGCAGUUAAGCUUUUAGAUGCCGCGUGCCACUAAAAUCAGAAUAAGCUAUUAUAAUAAUUAUGGACCUUUUUGGCGUGCAGUUUGCCUUUGUUAAAACUUAUUGUUUGCUCAGAUAGUUAAAUGGUAAGUACGUUGUCGAGGCCUGACAUCUUUGUAUUUCACAUUACUAGAUUCACCGUAAAUACUUGGCGGCAGAUUUUGAUGAAGAUUUGCGAGCGGUGCUCAGACGAGCAGGUUGCAAGAACGAGAAGAUUGUCUUCAUUUUGGAUGAGUCCAACAUUUUGGAGUCAAGCUUCCUGGAAAGAAUGAACACUCUUUUGGCAAAUGGAGAGGUAAAAAAAAAUUAUGGAUUGAAAUAUAUGGUGGGGGAAGUUUCAAUGUAAAGACGACUGUACACAAUGCCCCUUAGAAUGGGUCCUCUGUUCAAAAAUAUUUAUAUCUAAAGUAAGUACCUCUCAGUAGCUCUCAUUUAAAUGGGCACAUUUUCAUUUAUAAAUUAAUAAGGUAGAAUCAUCUUUUAAGGCUUAAUAAGCAUCCAUAAGCGUAUGAAUAAUAGUUCAAUAAGCACUGAUUUUCCAAUAUUCUUAUAUUGUUGUCUGUAAUGUAGGUUCCAGGAUUGUUUGAAGGCGACGAGUACACCACACUAAUGACACAGUGCAAAGAAGGAUCACAAAGAGAGGGCCUGAUGUUGGAUAGCAGUGAGGAGCUGUACAAAUGGUUUACACAGCAGGUUAGUUGAUACAGGCGGGAGGUAGCUUGCGCGCAAGCUCUCUAUUUUGUUCCCUUGUCACGCGAGAACGCACGAGGGAGGGGCUUUCCCCGCCUCGUGCUCGCGUCUCCUUUCUCGCGAGUCAUCACGAUAUCCCCCAAAUAGUGGGCUUUUACGCCGGCUGUCGAGAAGACCCUACGUUGGACUCGCAACCCGUAGGGUUGGGUCCGAGUCCCGCCCCGACUCCCUGAGCCCCUGGUCCAAUUCCCGCCCUGAACAACUGACACCAUGAUCCUGUCCCUCCCCGACUCCUUGCACCUCAGGCCCGAGUCUCACCCUAGUACCCUGGUCCAAGUCUCGCCCUUAUCCCUGGUCCCUGAUUGGCCUUCACUUUCAGUAUCCCUGUAUUUAACGCCUCGGCCAUACUUGUAAAUAACCUACUGAUUUGCGUCCCGCCAGUUGAAGAAGAUGGUUAAACUUCGCCAAGGCACCGCACAUUUUUAAAGGUUAGAUAUCAUAGUAGCACGUUCUUUCUCAUUUUCUCAGGUCAUGAACAACCUGCAUGUUGUUUUCACCAUGAAUCCAUCAUCAGAGGGACUUAAGAGCCGUGCAGCGACGUCUCCUGCUCUGUUCAACAGGUAUGCGCCAACCUGACGAACACUAUAAUUUUGAGUUGAUUAAGCUAACUUGAUAUCUAUACGCCCAUGUCGUGCAUAUAUCCAUCACCAUUCUUUUUCAUCCAUGGUGAGAGGCCAUUUUCGCUGAUUUAUCCUCAGACCGCCAUUGAAAAUUCUUUUCCUUUCAGAUGUGUUCUCAAUUGGUUUGGCGAUUGGUCCACUGGUGCGCUGUAUCAAGUUGGCAAGGAGUUCACCAGCAAGAUUGACUUGGAAAAAUCCAACGUAAGUACAAGAUAUUCCGAAGAACAAAGAUGUGGCAAAAAAACAUCUAAUGAAACCGACAUUAAAAACGGUAGUCGCGAUCCUGGAGUCCUUGAUCGUUGAAACUGAUGACGUCACAAGCGGUAGAAUGGGCGUGGAUCCACACGGGCGGUUACGGGCGGUUCAGGGGCGAAUGGGACAAUGGAAAAUUUAACGUCGUAGUCGUGCAUUGACGGUACAGAAAUGAAGCCAAACGUUUGAUGCAUGUGCAGAGUUGUUAUUGUUGUUGUUGUUUGUUAUUUAAAAAAAAGCGCUUUAUCUGAAAACGAAGGUACUAGAUGAGGACACAAUUUUACAUCUUCUACUAGAGACUCGACCUCCUUUUUUUUGUGGUCAUCAGAGCCUCGUGAAGGAAGUACCUUUAUUGCUCAGUUACUGUAGAGCCCUCAGAGUAUUGGUCCAGUCCCCGGGAUCGAACCCUCGACCUCCCGCAUUGAAAUCAAAGGUUUUCUUAGCCGUCGCCGUCGUAGUCACUUAAGCCCCCAAUUUAAGUGCUCAUCGUCGAAUUAUAUUGAUGAAAGGGCCUUUUUGGAUACGUACAGGUUUGUGUUCUAUCUGGUUUCAUGACAAAUGUAUGAUUUUCUCUUCCUGCUUUUUCACACAGUACACUCCUCCGGACUACUUACCCAAAGUGUAUGAAGACCUUCCAAUGUCACCCACCCACCGAGAAGCUGUCAUUAACGCAUUUGUGUACGUUCAUCAAACGCUACACCAGGCCAAUGAGCGCUUAGCCAAACGAGGAGGUCGAGUGAUGGCUAUCACACCUCGACACUACCUGGACUUCAUUAACCACUAUGUAAGUACAAUCCACGAUUCUGAAAUGGCCAAGACCAUGGAGAGCAAGGCUGGCGUAGUGGUGAGAGCACUCGCCUCCCACCACUGUUUGUUGUUGGCUCGUUCCUUUGCCCCGAGAGGUUUUUCUUCGGGUACUCCGGUUUUCCCCUCUCCUUAAAAAAACAACAAUCCCAAAUUCCAAUUCGAUCUGGAACGCACGGACGCUUUUAAACGGGUUCUUAAAAACCUUUCAGUAUUACAUGGGUGAAGAAAUUACAAGACUAUUGAGAAAAAAAUUAUGCGGUACUUAAUUUUCGGUUGUUAUUUUUAGGAAAAAAGCCAAGACGAGUGGGAUCAUCUGCUGCAUUCUCGUAUAGCUGUCACAUUUGCCCGGUGGAAUUUUGCACCAUUUGCUAGUCAUUACCAGAAAAAUAUAUACUUUUCAUAAUGUAAUCAUAAGUUCUUGUACCAUGGAAAUACGUUCAUUUUUACGAAUCCGCAUUCACUUUAGUCUUAACAAAUCCGGUGAGCCUUUUUACGUGGAGAUAAAUAUCACGGUAAUAAGUAAUGGUAACAGGACUGAGUGGAGCCCAAUUCGGUCUGUAAUCAUACGAGUGAUUAACAAAAUCGGAUGACCGCGUAGCGGGAGUCCGAUUUGUUUAAUCGCGAGUAUGAUUACAGACCGAAUUGGACGACGCGAAGUUCUGUUACCAAUUAAUCAUAACUUUAACAAAAUUUGUGAUACAAUAGGCUAUUUUUUAAACCAAAACACAAGAAAUUCGACAUUUUGUUUUGCUAGCAGUGAAAAAAAAGCCAUUUAAGCGCGCGCGUGAUGGCGCGUACUGUCCAAUUACUUAGGCAUGACGCGUACUGUCGUAUUAAACUGUCCAAUUAAGGCUGAAAUCAGGGCAGUUGAGAGCCAAUCAGAUUUGACAAUUUUGUUAUAGUUAUGAUUAAACUGAUAACUACGCUUAAGUAUAUUUUCUGGUAGUGACUAGGAAAAGAGGUAAUGCGACGGCUUUACGGAUAUGCUGUAAAUGAAUCCACCCAAAGAGCCUAAGGCCUAGUUUGAUUGGGUGCAAUGUGAAGGUCCAUGUUCAUCCAACAUUUUUUGGGUGUUGGAUACUUUUGCACUCUUUGUUGAACAAUGGUAGAUGUUUUUUGAAUGCGUUAAGACUGAACUUCAUCCAACGCGAAGGACCACGUUUUGACGGCAUCGUAGAUCACCGCCAAGACUUGGUGCAAAUUUUCAGACUAUAAAAUGAUUUUAUGGAUUAUCUUUCAAUCAUUAAUAAUUCUGUUUUUUGUAUUUUAGGUCAAACUUUUCAAUGAGAAGAGAUCGGACCUAGAAGAGCAGCAGCUUCACUUGAAUGUUGGUCUACAGAAAAUCCACGAGACUGUGGAUCAGGUGAAGAAUAAAUGUUGUAAGAAAAUUAGGGUUUGUGAGAAACUUUCAGUGACUUACAGCCCUCUCAGGUUGUUAUUUAUGUAGAGACACAGAGCUAUGCUGCUUUAACACGCUUUAUUACGCUUUUUUUGCCUUUUUAUUCUUAGGUGGAAGAGCUACAGAAGAGUUUAUCGCUUAAGAGUCAAGAACUGGAGGCCAAGAAUGCCUUAGCCAAUCAGAAACUCAAACAGAUGGUGAGAAGAAAAUUCAUUGUCUUUUAAGACGUUAAAUUAGUUUCUAGUUUCAAGUUAUCUGUGUUGUUAUUUCAUACAACAAAAUUCACUAAGACUGUUAGGAGUAGACUUCUAUCGCCAGUGAUUUAAGGCAAGUCCGCUUGUCAAGCUUUGAUUUCUGAGUAUUCCAAUUUUGUUAUUCUCAUGCAGGUUAAGGACCAGCAAGAGGCAGAGAAGAAAAAGGUCACAUCCAUUGAAAUUCAGGCAACAAUAGAGGUACGGAACGAAAUAUUCGAUUAAGGUGUUGAGCAGUUGUAUGAAGACCUCUACGGAGCCCUCAGCAGAGACCCCACAGACCCUAGACGACAGUUGUGUAGGAGCUGCUCGUAAGGUCUCUCCUGAUUAGUCGCAGAAAACAAUGACAUAUCAUUCUUUCAAUUGUUUCAGUAUUGUUUGGGGUCAGGGUUAGGCACCAUUGGUGACUUCUCUUCCGAGCAGCUGCCACAUGGCCCCCUGGACGACGGAAUCACGACCCUCACGAAUAGUUGUAUAUGGUCAAGCAAAAGACAACACUGGAACUGGAUAUUUCUUGUUAACUUCACUUAAAAUGCAGUUCAAAGCUUGAGCAUGAGACUAGGUUACUCUUUUGUCGAAUUGCAUUAUGGGACUGUUUUGUUUCCCGCGCGCGCAUCUUCGCGCUCACCAAUGAAAGAACCUUUAGCGUCCAGGGUCAUCAAGGCACACAAACCUUUCCACCACGUUAAGGUGCAACACUUCAACGCAGCCGCAAAAUGGCUGACAUAGACUGCUUUCCUUGAAAUUCACCGCGUUUCAUGAUAUAUAAUUUUUAAAUUACUUUCAGAAACAAACCAAAGAGAUCAAGGAAAAGCAGACAAGUGUGAUGGCUGAACUCGCCAAAGUAGAACCUGCUGUACAGGAUGCCAAGAUGGGUAAGCCACCUAUCCCCAGUAUCGUAGUUAAAAUUCUCAUUUCUCUCUUUACACCUUUUAGCAUAUAGCUGUUCUUGAUGCUAAAUUGAGUUAACAACAGUCUUGGGAAGAUUGCAUUACUCUGACUCCGUUGGAAAGAUACGUGAAGUCAAACGCUACAAAUUUCCCAAUUAGUGCUUAUUGAGGUGCCCUGUUAAACAUAAAAGGCAAUGGACUGGGUAUACCCAUGUGGUAACUGCCGCUUGAUUUGCACAGUUGGGAGAGCGCCGGUCCGCUGAGCAGGAGGUCGCGGGUUCGAACCCAAAAAUCCACUAGCCCCGGGCUAUCGGACACGACUUUCUUUGCACGCUGAUCAAAGGGUUGAUUUGUCCCUUAGUGGAGCCUGAAUUACUUCUUCAGUCCACAUUCCGACCCUAGUGUAAUUCCCAUUACGUUUUAUUUUAGCUGUGAAGUCCAUCAAGAAGCAACAUCUUGUUGAAGUCCGUUCCAUGGGAAAUCCACCCCCUGCUGUGAAACUCGCCUUGGAAUCCAUUUGUUUGUUGCUUGGAGAACAAGCAGCAGAUUGGAGAGCCAUCAGAGGUGUUAUCAUCAAGGACAACUUUAUCUCCACAGUCGUGAACUUCUCCACAGAGGACAUUUCGUAUGUAGAACAACCUUGUUUACCUUUUACUAUUUCACCUCUGGUAGCAUAGGACCGGGGACCGGGGAUUCCCCAGCGACUAAGAGCAUAUCCCGUGGCCGCUGUCAUAUGAAACAAAAGGAAAGUAAAAACAACAGCAAUUCCUGGGCUGGCACUAAGAGCUGGGGGCGGGGGAUUUUUUCCGGCUACUCUGAGCGUGAGCCCCAGCUACUUUCAUAGGAAACGAAAGCAAAAUAGAACUAAAAAACGGAUCAAUUUAGGUUUUCUGGGAAACUGCUCACCUACCCCUCCCCUAACCCAACAUUUUGCCCUAAGUGAGAAGUAAGUGAUAAUGUUGACUUAAGGGAGGGGCAGGUGGGCUGUUCUCCAGAAACCUAAAUUUCCUUGCUUUACAUUUCCCCUCCUACUAAUCGCAUACACCCGUCAACUUGAAAUGUAAGCGGCAGCCCUGGAAAUUCCUAACUGUUUACUUCCCACCGCCCACCAAUAACCUACACCCGGCAACUUGCAAUCUUAGUGACAGCCCUGUAGCAUCCUAUUUGAAGAGUCGAACCUCUUCGUGCGCUCAACUCCUUGUUCGUAAAACGCUCUGUUAUGGUCCGGUUUUGGUUCUAACGAUUCAAAAAGACGUACCGCCCAAUCCCCACCUCUAAAAUACGGACACCUGUUGUAAAAUCACACAAUCACAGAUUUCAUUGUAUUAUAUAUCUAUCUAAUGUAGGGAGGACAUCCGUAAGAUCAUGCUGAGCAAGUAUAUGAGCAAUCCUGAUUACAACUUUGAGAAAGUGAAUCGUGCCAGUGUGGCUUGUGGACCUCUUGUUAAGUGGGCUAUAGCACAGGUAUGGUGAAAAUCAACUUGAAUCUUAAGCUGUCAUAAACCUCCGAGUUACCCUGUAGAGCAGUAUAUGCAAUACCACAGGAUAGUGAUACUCAGUAUCUUUUAUCUGAAUGGUCUCACUUUAGGAUUUCACCUACAGAGUCAAAAAUAGAACCAACUUGUACAACAUAAGAAACAGUACCCCAAGAAAGUACUACCUAGUAAAAAAAAUGCACUUUAUUUGAGUGUCAAUGUAUUUAGCACGAAAGUACUAAUUGGGGACACUAUUUUUACGUCUCCUAAUGGAGACGGGACCGCCAUUUUACGUGGUAAUCUGAUCCACGCGAAGGUCUAGCCGUUUGAAGGACAAAGGAAGUACCUUCAUUUCUUAGUUAUUUUAAGACCCUGAGUAUUGGUCCGGUCCCGGGAAUCGAACCCGCUACCUCCCGCUCUGCAGUCAAGCGCUCUACCGACUGAGCUAAACCUGCCUAAACCACACUUUUAGUUGAGUGGUCAUCAAUAGAGCCAAAACGUUUCAACCAUCUUGUACUGUAUAAUAAACAGUACCAAGGGAACUACCCCUUAGUAACUUUCAUUUGAAUGGAAUGAUUUCAUCCUCAGAAUAAAAGGUUAAAGCACGUAUAGUGUGAUAAUACUGCUUAGUAGCGUCGAUUUCAAUUGUCAUACAGUUUCGUCAGACUUAAAAAUGACAUUGUACAGUAAACAAAACCACAGUAAAGUACCAUCGAACAGGUUCCAAUGCAAUGGUCACGCUCUAUUAAGCACUCUAUUAAGGUUUUCAUUCCCGAUCGUUAUACAUAUACGUAAACCUUAUGCAGCGAAAUACUAUUGUUUGCAGAUCAGCUAUGCAGACAUGCUCACAAAGGUAGAUCCACUGAGAAAUGAACUUAAAAGCCUAGAGAUAGAGGCCCAGGCCAGCCGAAUCAAGGUGAGUAAACAGAGGUCAACCAUGUAAUCGUCCGCCUCGAUCUUUUCAAGAGUUUUUGGGAUGAUCGAGGCGAGUCGGGCGGUAAUAGGGAAACCAGCAGCCUCGUCCCCAGGCCAGUUCGCGGUAUCCGAGUGAACAGCGGAGGCUUGGAACCGAGCGGAAUAGAGUUCGGCGAAUUCUCCCGACAAGCUUGAUAGAUGACGUCACGUUACAUCCGAAAUCGCCGAGGAGGACUAGGAACGAAGCUGCAGGGAAACCAGCCUUAAAGCCGUAGCGCUAUCCACCGGAUAGAUCACUAUCCAGCGGAAAAGUAUCACGGAAACCGAUUUUGUUUCGACAGCGUUGAGAUUUAUCCAGUGGAUAGUGUUAUCCACCUUUUGAACAACUGGGACCUAGCACAGUGGGUGUUAACCCUUUAAGCCGUAAUAUCCAAAUACAAAUUCUCCAGGCUGAUCUCCUUUCAUUUCCUUAAAUAAUUGGUUGAGAGAAUUUGUUUGCUGAUCAAAGCUUUUCCUAUCAGGUGAUCAUUUCAUUAAUUCUCUCAACAUUUUCUCUCUAUUGUGUUUUGAUAUUGUUAAGAGAAAAUUGACUUUGGUCACUUUUGGGACUUAAAGGGUUAAGUUAUUGUCGGGAAGGUCAUUUGUCGAUGUUCUAUGUUAGACUUGCCUCUUUACCUUGAACUUAUUAAUUUUUUGGUUAUUAAUUCUUCCUUACAUCAUAGGCUGAUGAGAUUAGCCAGGUUAUUGCUGAACUAGAGAAGAGUAUUGCCCGUUACAAGGAGGAAUAUGCUGCACUAAUCAGUCAGGCCCAGGCUAUCAAGGCCGACCUUGCUGCAGUUGAAGCCAAGGUGACUCUGAUUUAUAUAUUAGUAUAGCGGGCAGGAGUAACUAGUAAAUACUAUACUACUCACUAUUCAUCGACUCCGCCACAGUUAAUCGGUACUUCCUAAAUGCCUCUCUUAAACCAAGCAAACUGCUGAUUGCUUUCUCACGCCAAACAAUUUAAAGAAUGAGACAAGAUAAACAUUUUAAUUACAUUCAUGAAGAGGGCGAGUUACCUUUACCGUGACCAUGACCGUGACCGUGUGGGAAUUCUUUGCUCAUUUGCGCCUGUACCUUUCCUUCUGCAAAUAAUUAUUAAUGCUUCAUAAUUUUAGGUGAGUCGCAGUACGGCGUUGUUGAGGAGUCUGUCCGUUGAGAGGCAGCGAUGGGAGACAGGAAGCAAUGCCUUCCAAACUCAGAUGGGAACUAUCGUAGGAGAUGUGCUUCUGUCAUCAGCAUUCCUCGCUUAUGCAGGUAAUAAACGUCAACGUGUCUCCUACCUUCAAAGACAUUCGAGAACAAAAGUGUUCGUUGGAUUACGAAGCCAAAUAGUCACUUAAUUUUUUCAUUGGUGUAAGGUUCACCAACCAAAAUUAUCUUUUUUCCCAGGUUACUUUGACCAACAGCUUCGUCAGAAUCUCUUCACUUCUUGGGCAUCUCAUCUACAACAGGCAAACAUUCAGUUUAGGCCGGAUAUUGCCAGGGUUGAGGUAAGAUGCUAAAAAGCUACUUAACUAUGGAAGGACUGGAAGUAGACUUGUGAAGCUGAACAACGAUUUAAUUUAUUUUAGCAAUACAUCAUUGGUAGCCAGCCCCACAGAUAGCUUCAAAGUUAGUCUUGGAUGGAGGGGGGCUAGGCGAACAAACAGAAACAUCUAAGAAGAAUUACAAGAAAUGAAGUAAAAUCUACUUAAGACAGAACGUUACAUUGUAAUACUAGGUCAGCCAAAGAUAAUUCAGGUGGUACGAAAGGCUAAACCGCAAAAACCCUCUUACCCUCAUUUUUCGUGAUAUGAAAGAUUAAACGUUAAUAAAAAGAAUCCCCAAAUAUGAGGUUCUGAUUUGCAGUGGGUUUGAAGAAAGAGUAGGUUAAAGUUUCGUUGUCACCGGCGCCAUCUUGAGCCGCCAUAUUGGAUUUUAGCGGAAGCUGACAGCAUGCGCAGUGGGUUUGUUAUCGAGUGAUUCCUCGUGAUAUCUCGCGCGCUGUUGUUCAUAAGUACAGGGAUACAAGUUAGUACAAAGCUGGUAAGAUGCCACUAUUACUGACUAUAAACUAUGAUAGAUAAUCUAAGCAGUGUAAACGAUUUUUGUAGGAUAUUGGAAUUUGACUGACCAUGUGUUUAUCCUCACAGUAUUUAUCCACUGCUGAUGAACGUCUACAGUGGCAAGCUAAUUCCCUGCCAGCAGACGAUCUAUGCACAGAGAAUGCAAUCAUGCUGAAGAGAUUUAACCGCUACCCUCUGAUCAUUGACCCGUCAGGACAAGCCACUGAGUUCUUAUUGAACGAGUACAAAGGCAAGAAGAUCAACAAAACAAGGUACGUUUAAAACAAUUGCAGAUUCUGUUGUUAACGUGGCAUUUUCAAACAGUUUCACCUCAGAAGUUAUCAGAAAGUUUUUGGGACACUUUUCUUUUUUCACCUGUUUUUGUACUGAGUUUGCAGCUUACCGGCAAUACAAACUCUUAAACACGGCCUUGCAAUGGUUUCUCACCCACCCCCCUGAUAAAAAUAGAGCUCCUUGAGCUGUGCAAGAUAUGUGAAAGGUGUUUGACUUCUAAUACUCAACACUGUUCAGAAGGGAGGGGGAUUAGCUUGAAUUGUAUUUCCUAUACAUGAAAGACAGUGUUUCAAACGUUUUUACCGGGAUUGUACGUUGAUCGUAACAUUAAUAGUAUUGUCUACAGUUUUCGUGGUUAAUGUAACCGAACUUCGCUAUCGUUUCGUUAGUUUCCUUGAUGAUGCUUUCCGCAAGAAUCUCGAGAGUGCUCUGCGAUUUGGUAACCCACUCCUUGUUCAGGUGAGCUCGUAAUUUGUUCUCUAAAUCAUUCGAAAUGCCAUAUUCUGGUUGUGUGCUUGGUUGAAUGAAAAUUGUUUUUCUUGGUUUAGACAGAAAAGGAAUUUUGCUGACCAAUCACAGCAACGAAAAAUACGCUAUUUAACCAAUCAGAGCUUGAGGCAAACAUGUAGCCCAAGUAAGGCGCGGGAAAAAAAGCGGGUGUCCAGAGCAAUUCCUAUUGGUUUUGCUUUUAAUUGGUUGAAAAAGUCGAUCGAGAUAUUUUGGCCAAUCAAAAAGCGUUGUAACCAAUUAGAACUCGAAGCAAAAAGUAGCAUGCGCUAAGCGUGGCAAAAAGUGGUACGAGAUUUGUAGCCAAUCAAAAAGCAUUCUCCAACCCAACCGAAAUGGUCUCACACUCUGUUAAUUGUUCUUUCCAACAGGAUGUUGAAAGUUAUGAUCCAAUCCUAAAUCCCGUGUUGAACCGUGAGUUGCGUCGUACUGGCGGCCGUGUUCUCAUCACCAUAGGAGAUCAAGACAUUGAUCUCUCACCUUCUUUUACCAUCUUCCUUUCCACCAGAGAUCCAACGGUAGGUGAAAUCUUGGGUUUCUUUCCAUUCGAACAUAAUACUUCGAAAAUUUGGAAAGGAUUGUGAAUGGAACGGAACUUUUCCGGGAAAAACUCCUAGAAAAUUCGGGAAUUGGAUAAUUUUCUUAAGCAAACCAUCAACCGAAAACUCGGGAUAUUCUGGUUAAAGAAUCUUAUAGAACCAAUAUUUCCGGAAAGGCAUUUUCUCCUUUCGCCUUUUGGGAAAACAAACACACUUCCUUUCUUUACAUAGAAUUUCAAUUUUUGAAGUAUUUAAGUAAAACAGGUUAUUUUUGUUGAAGUAGAAAGCACCCUUGAAUUCAUUGGAUCGUGUUAGAAUACUUCUUGGUUCCCAAGUCGCUUUUUGAGCUUCUUAACAUGAUCGGCUUUUCUACUUACAGGUCGAGUUCGCACCUGAUUUGUGUAGUCGCGUGACAUUCGUUAACUUCACGGUGACUCGUAGCAGCUUACAGAGUCAGUGCCUGAAUCAAGUGCUGAAGGCUGAGAGACCUGAUGUGGAUGAGAAGAGAUCCGAUUUGCUCAAGCUGCAAGGUAACUGGUGCUUUUAAAGCUAUUUUUGAAACUCCUCUUUAAAGGCAGCGUUCACUCGUAAUGGCCGGGCACGGUGUCUGACUAUGGUACUCGCUGGGCACUAAUGUGAACACAACCUUUUUCAAGUACCCGCGCUAGAAUUCGGGCAUGGUGCAUGGUGCUUAAGUACAAGGUCAAGACCUUUUAUUCGGGCACAAUCGGGCCGCGGGCCUUUCUGGCACGCGUUUUCUGUUAGUUCCGAGGCAAUCCACUGUUUAGCAUUUCCUGCUGGGAAAUGUCGGGUUCCGCAAGGCAUGAACACCACUAUUUUGUGCCGAUACCCAAGCACUAUUGCUGGGACACCAAGAAUGAAUGUAGCCUAUGAGAUCAAAUUGACUCUAAGGAUUUUGUGGUUUUCAUUCCCAGGUGAAUUCCACCUUCGUCUCCGCCAUCUCGAAAAGUCUUUGCUCCAAGCCUUGAAUGAUGCUAAGGGAAGAAUCUUGGACGAUGAUCGCAUCAUUGCUACUCUGGAAAAACUGAAGCAAGAAGCAGCUGAGAUCACUCGUAAAGUGGAAGAGACAGAUGCUGUUAUGGCUGAAGUGGAGGCAGUGUCUGAUCAAUAUAACGCACUAUCACACUACUGUAGUAGUAUAUACUUCACUAUGGAGGGACUGAAGUUGGUGAGUCACAGGAAUCUCAUCCUUAAUAAUAAAAAGUCCAUUGUGAGACAAAGGCCACCCAAAUUAACUGUUGACGAAUUCUGUAAAAUGUUUUAAAAACUCGAUAAUUCGUGUAAGGUAAUUUAAAAUAAUGCAUUGAGUGUUUUUAAAACUGAUAAAACGCAACUGAGUUUUUAGCCCUUAUUACCUUGGGAAGAAAAUUAAUAGAAAAUGUCAACGAUUCUGGAAAGAAAUGAACAGAUCUAGAGUCACGAUAUUUAAGCCGUUCAAUAAACUUGCAGGUUAUGUUUAAUUAAGUCUGAAACACUCGGCCGCGCCUCGUGCUUUUAACUUCAUGAGACCCUCCUCCGAAAAGGAAGCUGUGGGUUGACCAGCUUAAUAAUUCCUAAUGCAGAUCUCUUAAAAAUGAUACUCCGUUCCUUAGAUUUCAGGUGAUUUUAGCGUAGAAAUUCCCAAAAGGCAUUAGUGGGUUACUUAAUAAGCUUUUUCUUCUUCCAGGUGCAUUUCCUGUACCAGUUCUCUCUGCAGUUUUUCCUGGACAUUUUCCAGUGCGUGUUGUAUGAGAAUCCCAAGCUGAAAAGCAUGAAAGAUCCCCAGCAGAGGUUGAAGGUUUUGUGCAGUGACUUGUUCCAGGUAAACAUCACCUCCCUUCUUAUCUACUACGAGUCGCCGUUCCCACCCCCGAGAGGGAGGAAACACGACACGGUUUUUUUCCUUCUUCAUGGGUAGGGUACAGGAGACCGUUAGGUUCUUUCACAUGUAGACUAGCAUUUAUUUUCUGCUUUUGGUACGCUGUGUAAUGUACGUGCCAGGGGCGGAUCCAGGAUUUUUUUUAGGAGGGGGUGCACUCGUCUCUUGCUCUACUUCAACACCAAUAAACCUCAUAGUUUUUUUUUUUUUGGCAGAAUACCAGUUGUAUUAGAAAACCGCAGGUCAUCUCGGGGGGGGGGGCACCCCUGCACCCUCCCCCUAGAUCCGCCCCUGCGUGCUUUCCAGUAGCAAUCCGUCUAAGCUUUUUAAACCCCAACAAAGGUCAAUGUCAUACAAAAAGGUCUUGACAAUAAAGGAGGUGAUCACCUAAGAUCAAAUGUUUUGAUUUAAACACGAAUUCUCCUCGACAGUAUGAUAGGAAAGGACGUGGAACAGUGCGGGAAAUAUUUGAGUUGAUAUUAGAGGUAUUACUGUUACUUGCACAGGCUGCGGUCCGUAUUUUCUGUCAGCAAACAUCCAAUAGACCUAUCCACUUUAUUUCAACUUUUGACAUGUGCAAGUUAGGACAAAACCGUCGACACCAGUGAAAAGAGCGUCUUAAAAUUAGUAAAAUUGCCAAGUUUGAAAGUGAUUUGUUGACAACCAUCGAAGAUACAGCCCCUCAAAGUCGCGAAAUUUUACAGACGUUUGUAUGGUGGGGACGAAAACUUGCCCCCCCAGCCACCACCACCACCAUAUAAACGUCAAUAAAUUUUCGCAACUUUGCAGAGCUAUACCUUCGCUCACUUAAGACCAAUCACUUUCAAAUUUUGCAAAUUAAUUGUGUUGAUUUUAAGGCGCUCUUUCCAGUGGUGUCGACGGGUUUUCCUAACUUGUUUUUGUCAAAAUUUGAAAAAAAAGACCGUGGAACGGUCUUUAAAAUUAAAUUGAGUAUGUUUUUUUUCAUGUUGUUUCUUUUAGAUUGUAUACAACAGAGUUGCUCGUGGUAUGUUGCAUGAUGACAGGAUCACGUUUGCCAUGUUGCUCUGUCGAAUUUACCUCCGUGGACUAACAGGGUUAGCCCUUUUUUUCUCAAUGAGUUCGCUAAGUUGUCAAUGACAUUGAAACCAAGAGUGGGAAGAAUUUUUCUUUUUCUAAAGGAUGAAAACAAAAUUCUGUAGUGGUCCCAACUGUGACGUCUUAUCUGUUAGCGACCAACGGAGCAAGCCGCAAGAGGAAUGGGCCAAACGCACUUGCAGGCGACGCCUUUCGCCUGUCUUGUGUGAUAUUUCAAAUUAAAGAAUCAGCUCGGCGCCUGACUAUAAAGUAUCAUUCUGUGACUAGAUCAUAGGGGAAUAGCAUUACCUUUUACAACACAAUUAUAGAAGCACCCUCAAUCACUUUUUCAGUUGAAGUGGUUUAAUGACUGGAAUAGUAAACCGGGUUGCUAUAGAAAUACAUGACAAGUUUUUCCUUUGGUUUGUUACACGAUGUGUACAAACCUCUGCUUGCAUGUAAUAUUGAUAUCUUCUGGUUUGGUUAGGGAGUUACUAUGUGUGUAAUGAAAAUGAUUUUAGACUUGCCAAAGUACAUCCUCGGAGGCCCAGGGGCAGUCAGUCGGGUCGGGAGAAAAGGCGCGACGAAAGUUUUCAAGGAUGGGCGGAAGAGGCCCUGGGUACCGACUCUCACCAGACCGUUCCAAACGGUCAAGCGAAUGCUGGCUCCUGAUUGGGCACAAAAAAAUGCUUCGUAUUAUUGUGCCCAAUCGGCGAACAGCCGUUUGACUGCCCCUGGGUUCCCGAGGAUGGCCAAAGUAGGGCGACAAUAGGGCUCUACGUAAAGAACGAGGCUGAUAUUUAGGCAUCGUCCUCAAACAAGCUUGUUCAAUAAAGAGUUUAUUAUUUUGUCCGAUAUUGCCUAAGCAAAGUGUUCUCUCGAAAAGCGGGCAAGAUGGAUUAUCUCUAGCCGCUGAGGUAGCCAGUCAGAACACAGAAUUCGCUCCACAUUUCUCUCGCGCGUAGCUAGCCAUGUAAUAAGGAACUAAUAUUAACUAAAGCUAAGAAACAUUAAGGUGUAUCAAAAGGUCGAAUCAAUAACGUUGAUUUUUUACAGUGAGACUGAAUAUGAAGACGAGUUUGAGAUGUUUUUGCGAGGAGGAGAGACAGUUUUGUCAGGAAAGCCACCAAGAAUGGAUGGAUUUACACCUCAGCAGGUACGAAAAAUGUUUUUCCUUUGCGAACCGUGUGCAAAUCAUUGUUAUGGGUUACAUAAAGCACAAGCUUUGUGUAAACGUUCGUUUGUAGCGAAUUUUAUGGCACCAUGCUCUGGGUUAAUCCAGCUUAAUUUCAUGUAAUUUUCAUCUGAGUGCAUCUUAUGUUGUGUGAUAAUUUGUUUUUGUGAUUACAGUUUCUGUAGAAACAAAAACCGCUACACUCUCGAAUUGUAUGAAAGUUAGUCCUAAUCAGGAAUGCCGACGGAAUGCCGAAGAUCCAGUCGAUCCUUUAUCCAUGAGUGUGUUGUAUUUUUUCAGGCUGCUGCUGUGGUUCGUUUAUCCAAACUCACAGCUUUUAAGGAGCUGCAGACGUAUAUUAAUUUGAACCGCGCGGACUUCUUUGAGUGGCUGGAGUCUGGCAAACCAGAGCGUAGCGUACCAUCCUGCUGGGACUCCAAAAUGUCUCUCAGUAAGUUGAAUUGUUAACGUAAUAAAACCGAAAGACGUUUUUAAAGGUGACCCGAAUAAUUCUUUCUAAACUUAUGGGUCAUGUAGCAGCUGCUAAACUUUUUGGCGAGAAAUUGAUUCCUUGGUUGCCGGUUUAUUACCGUUUGUGGCUUAAAAAAGAGGCCCGUAAAGUAGACUUUUAGCUGAACAAGCAACUUUUUAAGCUUACUUGCCUAACACCUAAUGAGACAAGCAAGCAAUGGCCCAAUGGCCCAAUGGCAGUCAAAAUGUGAAACCUGUUUGUCUAAAGUACAAGCUGGAAUUCAAGGUUUUUCGAGUUCUGCUGUUUCGAUGUUAGUUGCUUAUGAGAAGUGUACCUUAACAGCUGAAGAUAGUUCAUUUCCGUGGGACGUUUCUUAACGCACCAAGCAAUGUAAUACAAGACUACUGAGACCCUUAUCGACAAUAGCUUGCGCAAAAAAAAUAUAUUAUUAAGUCAGAAUUGGAUUACAUAUCUCCGUAAGCGACUUCAUUAGCUCAGAGGAUUCAUAUGCUUUUUUCUUUGAAGCAAAUAUCGGCCAAAUUAUCCAUGAGCUGCUUGUAAUCCAGGCCUUACGCCCUGACCGUAUAAUGGCGAUGGGACAUAGGGUCGUGGGAACGAUUCUUGGUGAAAGCUUCAUGCAUGAUGCUGAGCAAGGACUGGACCUAGCUUCCGUAGUGGAGCAUGAGGUUUGCUUGUUUGCUUUUAUUUGUUUAUGUUUGUUUGUUUGUUAUGAAAUUCACUGUAAGCUUUAAAGAGUCCGUAUUAUUGCGUGCUUGGUCUGUAUUUGAUUAACGACCUCGAAGGGCCUGUUGCAUUGUUGCUUGCGUAUGUGAGGCGUUUUCGAUUUUAAAUUCAAAGUAAGUUCAUAGUUGGUUCGCUUGGAAGAUGCUAAAAUAUGCCAAACCAGCUGUGUGAAGGAAAUUAUUUCUUAUUAGUGGGUCGUUUUGAUAUCAAUUUUAUCGUUUUUGAUUUUUUGUGUGUGGAGAUUGCGGAGAAAUUUGCUGUCCCUUAGUGGAGUUAACUAAGUGGAUAGGAACUAAAGCAUCCUUUGCCACGUCGAGCCAUCCUAUCAUGUAUAUAAAAAAAAUGUGCACGUUAGAAAAUUUCAAGGGCGAGUGUUACCAAGCGGCAGGCGGCAUCAAUAAAUUAUCCAUGGCGAUGAACCAAAGUUGUUUGAUUUCUGUUGGUGAAAAUGCGUUUUUGUGUCACUUAAAGCAGUACAGGCGGAUUAUAUAUAGGCAGGUCAUUCAACCCUUUACUGUUAGCCAAAGAAAAGAAAUUCACACAAGUCGUGAAAAAAAUAAUACUGUUAUGCAACAGUUCUGUCAAAUAGGUUUCAUUUGAAUGGUAACAUUGUUGGGUUUACUCCAAGGAUUUGAAAGUUAGAGUCACAGUCAGUACUAGUCACAUCACAUUGUCUAGGAGUGAGGGGUUAAUUGAAGCUGCAGUUCAUGGGUAACCACGUUCUGUUUGAAUUCAACAGGUGAAGGCGAAUACUCCUCUACUGAUGUGCUCUGUGACAGGUUAUGAUGCCAGUGGUUGGGUGGAUGAUCUGGCAGCAGAACAAAACAAGCAAUGCACUUCCAUUGCUAUUGGUAAGAAAUGGAACUUCCCUAAAAUCUUGACCAGUAACAUUUGAGCCUUUGUAGUGCUCGGGAAUUAUAUUUUCGCUGUUCACUGUCCUGUGUGCCUUGGUGACCUCUGGCCACUUGCCUACACUGUGCUUUGGCUUUAACUCCCCUGUGUAUUUUGGUUACCUGUGGCCACUUACCUACCCUGUGCUUUGGCUGUUAACUCUCCUGUGUAUUUCGGUGACCUUUGGUCACUUGGCUACCUUGUGCUUAUCCACUUCGCUGCGUUAAACGUUUCCUCGGUUUGGUUUUGACAGGUUCUGCCGAAGGAUUCAGUCUUGCUGAUAAAGCCAUCAACUCUGCCACUAAAUCUGGCAGGUAAGUGUUAGUGUAAGAAUCGUAUUAAGUUUGUAGAAGGGGUGCAGAGCAGCAAAAGCACUGCUCUCUAGCUUUUAUUUGAGUUGUCACUCUCAAAGAUUUCAUGCUCAAAUUCAAAAGUUUGAACCACUUUGUACAGCAUAAUAAACAUUACCACACAAAAGUACUGCUCAGCAGCUUAGAUUUGAAUGGUCACGCUUUUGGAAUUCAUUCACAAACUCAAAAGUUAGAACCUCCAACAUUUUACAGCGUGAUAAACAGUAUCACAGAAAAGUACCGCUUUGCCUAUUCACAUUUUACUCCCCUUCUUUCUCCGACUCCGAGUAGACUUAACUGAUAUUAUUUGUUUCCUCUUUUCUUUAGAUGGGUUUUGCUAAAGAAUGUCCACCUGGCGCCUCAGUGGCUGGUAACUCUGGAAAAGAAAUUGCACACCUUGAACCCACACGCUGCCUUCAGGUUAUUUAUGACCAUGGAAAUCAAUCCAAAGGUGUACUGUUGAUUUUGUAGACUUGGGGGGCUUUUAUUUAAUUUGACUGGGCUGGGAACGGGAUGGGUAGAGGUCAAAGUCCGUUGAAAUGUCUUCAAAAUAUUUCUAACCUCUACCUCUCUGUAGUCAGCAAAACAAUUCACACCCCCCUACACAGUAGCCUGUGUCAGACAGUUGUACACAGGUUAUCUACAGGGCUUACCAAAGAGUACCUACCCUCUCCCCGGUCUUAAUGAAUCAAAGCCCCAUAUAUGAGUCCGAUGUAAAAUGAACUGACUUCAAGCCGCUUCGCUCAUGUUUUGCGACUUAACUUAUGGGCAAGUGUAUCGAUUUUUGUGUUAACGGGCUUACAAAAGUUCUCUUGUGUAGACAUGAGAUAAACCAAAAUGGAACAUUUUUAAAAACCACUCAAUUGAAAAUACUGUUUUUAUUACAACAGGUUCCUGUGAACUUGCUGAGAGCGUCUCGGGUGUUUGUAUUUGAGCCUCCGCCUGGAGUUAAAGCCAACUUGUUGAGAACGUUCAGCGCUGUGCCAGCUACAAGGAUGUGUAAGGUGAGUUUCGUCUGUCAAAAUUUUGCAGAGGGGAAGUACCUCUUUUGAGUUGGAACUUCACCAGGGUUCCCACUGGUCGUGGAAAAUCUGGAAAUUUCAAAAUUUAAUUUUCCAGGCCUGGAAAGUCAUGGAAUUUAAUUGUCAGUCCCGGAAAGUUGUGGUAUUUUAAAGUCAUUUUUAGUAUGUUACAUGUAGUUACUGCUAAUGUCAAAGCAAGGACAAAGGUAGAUACAGUUGUAGAGACGAGUAAUUGAACAUCGCGAACAGCACGCAUUUGAACUUAGUUAAGUAAAAAAUACCCUAAAACAAGGAAGGUUUGAAAAAUUUCGAUACUGACAGCUAAACCUAAGGUCAUGGAAAAAGUCACGGAAAUUGACGGGAUUUGAAGAGCUCAAUGAGAAAAAACAGAACACUUUGUGUUAAAGCAUCAUUAAAACUUGUGUCAUCCUGAGAUGAAAUUCAUGUUGAAGUUGAGGGUGUCACGUAACAUUUUGUAGACUAACUAGUAAACACGUUUUGCCAUUUUAAUUUCCUUAGGCCCCCAGUGAGCGUGCCCGUCUAUAUUUCCUGCUCGCGUGGUUCCAUGCCAUUGUUCAAGAACGCUUGCGUUACGCUCCUCUUGGUUGGUCCAAACGUUACGAGUUCAGCGAGUCUGAUUUGCGAGUGGCUUGUGACACACUAGACACCUGGUUAGAUGCAGUUGCCCAGGUGUGUGACUUAAGGUGUUUUUUUUCAGUAACGCAAUCAUAAGAGUAUAUGGUCACGGUGAUGAAAGUUAUCAAUGCCUGAAAUGUACUAGUACAUUGUUGUUACAAAGUUUUGUUGUAGAAGAGUUUCCAGUCUAGUUUUUUCGUGUUCAACAACAAUUACAUUAUCUGUUAGAAGUUGUUUUGGACUCUCCUUUUGGUGAAAUCGAAGAUUAAGUGAUGCCAAUGAGCUUAGUGAAUUUCGAGUCUGAAUCGUGCUUAAAUUCGUCUCCGUUUUGCUUUAGUUAGCUUUAAGUGACCGAACUCACUUAAAAGUGUUUUGUUUUUCUCCUAGGGCCGUACUAAUCUGCCACCCAACAAAGUUCCAUGGGACGCUCUUCAAGCUCUUCUGUCUCAAGCCAUUUAUGGUGGGCGCAUCGACAACGACUUUGAUCAGGUUUGAAUUAAGCUCUCUUUUUAGGAGAAAAAACAUGCUUUUGUGAACGCCUUAUUGAAGCAUUAUUUUCGUCCUCUUUUAGCGCCUGUUGACGUCCUUUGUGAAUCGCUUAUUCACCGUCAGCAGCUUUGAGUCUGAUUUCCCAUUGGUUCUUGAUGUGGAUGGAGAAAAAGGCAAGAAAAUUGUCAUGCCGGAAGGAAUCAGGUAUGUUUUUAAGCUCGUUCGCUUUAUCCCUUACACAGCCAAGUAUUUAAAUGAUAAGGAAUUGCCAAAGUGCAGGUUGAAAUUUAAACAGCAAGUCGCGUAUCCACUCGAUAUUUGGUCAGCAGUUUAGUAUCGUGGCUCAUGCUCUAAACUUUUGUCCACAUUACAGCGUGAGCGUGGGACACUAUCCAACGUUUUAACUUCCUCUCUCUUAAUCCAAAGCAUAAUCGGGGCUUUUCUCGACCUGGAACUUCUAUUUAAUUCUAUUAGUGGAAAAAAGGCUUUUGUAAGACCUUUUUGAGAUAUGCUAGUAAUAUCCUCACUAGAUUAUCUGUUCAAGUUUAGAGGGGUUGUUGUCAGGCCUAUCGCUGUACGCAAAAAAGCAAGCAGCCUAUAAGGGAUGGAUUUGAAAAUUCAGUCAUUUAACUUUUUACAGCUGUUAGGAUCUUUAAGCAGAAUAAUUUCCUGACCUCGUUUUUUCAACUCAUUUAGACGUGAACAGUUCCUGCAGUGGACUGAAGCUCUUCCGGAUGCCCAGUCUCCCUCGUGGCUCGGCCUUCCCAACAACGCAGAAAAAGUUCUUCUCACUACUCAAGGUAUUUUAAGUUAAUGACCUUUGUCACGAUAUUCAAGGCAUCACAAAUGAGUUGUUCGACUUUCGAGGGUAGGGGAAGCAUACAGGUUUGAGGUGGGUGGUAAAACGCGCAACAUCGCUAUUCAACUCAUUUUGCGUUUUUUGUUGCUGCCCGUUUUACCGUACCUUAAUGCUUGCUCUAUAAUUAUUGCCACUCAUCACUUGUAUAUUUUUGUGUGCUCACAAGCACUGGGAACACUGAGAUCGGUAUCAUAUCCUGGGAAAAUGUAUCGAUGCAACCCUAGCCCCUUUGAGAGAAACCAGACUGUAAACUGAAUGAACAUCGUUCACUUUAAUCCAGCUUUAUUCGUAUUUUCAAUAUCUGUGAAACCUAUGAAAGACCGUGAUAUCAUUCUUAUUUACUCUUGAAAAUUAUUUUACGCAACAAUAGGCCAUUUUACAGUUAUGGAUGGAAGCGAGGCUGGAGUUGACCUUGUUUUGAGACAAACCUUCCUGCUUUAUUAUGUAAAUCAAGUUAUUCUUAUGCUUACUAGUAUUUUUCAAGAACAAUUUCCAUAACAAAGCAAAGGGGGUUUGUAACAAAACAAGGUCACUCUCACCCUCGCUUCCAUCCAUAACUGUAAAAUGGCCUAUUAUAACACCCUAUUCCCUUCUGUAGGCCAAGACAUGGUUACUAAGCUACUGAAGAUGCAGAUGUUGAGUGAUGAUGACGAGCUUGCCUAUUCCCCAGACUCCGCUAGGUAAGUAUUGACCGUGACAACCCAAUAUAUGAUCGGUAACCGCUCUUGAUUUCAGUGUUACUUUUGAGGAAGAAAAUAAAGACAGACUAAAAAACUUUCAUAACUUGGUUAAAUUGAUUCUUACAUUUCGUUUCAAAAGUAACGACUUACUGUGACGUCCAAGCCUCACAUUUGUAAAAAGAGCGAUAGUCGGGUGGCCUUUGAUAAUUACUCGUCAAUUCAACCCAAAGAGCAUGUGAUCCAAAAAGAUGCAAUCUGGUUGGCUCAGCACACGCAGGAUCUUCACGCGCCCAGUCAUUGCCUGGCUUAGCGACAACGCAAUCCUAGUGGUCAGAGCUUAAAAGCGUUACUGGUUUUUUCAUCAUUUGAUCGGUCAGUUGAACGUAGCGUUUUCCUUGUCAAGGUGUUACUGGUUUCAACGUCUGAAGAAUGAGGAAAACAAUAUUGGAAGGCCGCACGAGAAUCGCGUUUUCUAAACAAAUAAGAGAUUAUUCAUUUGUUUUAUUGUCACUGAUGAUUUAGCCGUAAUCUUUAAACAGGAUAUAAUUUUAAAAUUUUACCUCAACUUCGUAGCUCAAGUAAACUAAACGGAGAGUUCACACUAUUAAACAGUAGUAAAUAUUUAAUUGGAAAAUCGACUAGUUUAUAAUCCGAUGUCCUUUAUCUCUUGAAAUAUAUGAACAUAUUUCUAAACCUUUCACAUUGUGGUUUUAAAUGAUUGUUGAUCUUUACGAAUUCUCUUAAUUGACGGACCAUAACAUUGAUUUUAAUAACCUUUGCUCUAUAAAAAUAUAAACAGUAUUACUAUUUGUUUUGUUUGUUAACUUAAAUGUUAUAUUUUUUUUGUCUUCACUUUGGUUAAUUUUCCUUUAAAUCUUUUCACUUUAAACUGCGUUCACUUCCUGCAAUUCACGCUUUCGUUUUACACAUCCUUUCCUUCACUUACCACUAUGCUUGCUUGCUUCCAGCUUUUAGUAUCUUGAAAAAGCUUUGUUUUAACUCUGAACGUUCAGUGAUGUAGUUGAUGAUUAAAACCUCUCUCUAAAUACGGAGAUUUUCUUUACGUCUUUACCAGUGUGGGUAAGCAACAUUUUCACUCACACUUUGGCUUUCAAUUACAGGCGCAAAAGUAGAGCCACCUUGCACAGCGUAAUAGACAUUACCACAAGGAAACUAUUGCCCAUUAGCUUUCAGCUGAAUAGUCACACUUUAGGAUUUUGCUCACAGGCUCAAGUGUUAGAAUCACCCUGUACAGCAUAAUAAACAGCACCACAGUAGAGUACUGCUCAGUAGCUUUCCGUUGAAUUGUCGCACUUAAGGAUUUCACCAAGUGUUAGAAACAACUUGUUCAGCAUAAUAAACGGUACCUAGCAAAUUACUGCUCAGUAGCUUUCAUUUGAGUGGCUUACACAGCAUCAUAACCAACACUACAGAAAAGUACUGUUCGUGCUUUACAACUUCGUUUCGUGGAAUCUUUAUCUGCAAUCUCAAGGAGCAUUUGUUCUGGCAACAAACCGGAAAGCAAUAAACCAUCUUGUCUUCUGGCCUUUCCAGUCUUACUAAAAUCUCACGAGGACUCCUGAUGUCUUUAACCGAGAAAGAUAUUUCCGUCUAACUCUGUGCUCUCAAUCUCGAAAUCCUAUGAGUUUUGAACUCAUAAAAUGUAAAACCUUCAUGCAUGUUAAACGUUUUAUUUAAAGCUUAGGCCAGCCUCUUGAAGUACCUCUCAUACACGGGAUAUAUGGUGCAGAGUAAGUAAAAUAAAGGCUUUUAUAAAAUAAGCAUAAUCUAACGGGCACUACAAUUGGCUAAAAACUAUUGGUUAGUUAACCAAUCACUCUGGUUGUUCUUUUGGUAAACAGAGAGCGUAAAAGUAUCAUCCGUUGUUGUAGCAAAUUAAAUUUUAAUUGUUAGACAUUAAACGAAAUACAAAUUGCUUCUCUUACAAAUGGAGAUUGAUCUAUCCCCUGAAAAAGUAAGUCAGAGGAAAGGGUGUCAAGUUUCGUGAAAGCAAGAGAAUGUCAGCUAAGGAUAUAAGUCAAGUGCUUGCGUGCAUGCGUUGCUUGUACACUUAACCAUCACUUCAGUUUCACCAUGCAUAUGCACAGCAUUCGUUUAUUCAUUCUGUCGACUCAUUAUUUUUGUUCUUCCUGUUUAAAUUUUUUUGUUGUUUUUUUUCAUUGUGGGUAAAAAGUUUAUUUACUUUAAAUUCAAAGUUAUGGUCAAGAGGUGACUUGUUUAAAAGUAAGUUUAAAAGGUGAAUAUUCUUAGAAUGGGUAUUAUAAAGGGGUAAUGGUUAUGCAGGUGAUUAUACCAAAACACGUUGGUUAUUAAAAUAGUUUUUACCCAAACAGACCCGAUAAAGGCGACUUUAAACUAUGGCUUUUGCUUCAACUGACACAUUUAAGGACUGUGGUCGACGUCAAGACUAAGACUUUCCUCUACAGCAUAAUAAACAUCACCACAGAAAAGUACUGUUCAGUAGCUUUUACAUGCCUCGCGACGCCUCACCAUUUCAUCCAUAGAUUCAAAAAGCUUGCGCUACCUUGUGCAGCAGAAAAAAACAGAACCGCAAGAGAGUGCUGCUCAAUAGCUUUCAUUUUUAAUCGUCAUACCUAUAUUUUAUCAGCCAGAAACGAAGAAGUUAGAGCCAUUCUGUUCAGCAUAAUAAGCAGCAUUCCCCUCUCCUCAAACUUUAGGAAGAAUGGGUACCAGCUUUGGGUGCAGUGCUUUGGGAUCUUAUGCUUGGAUAAACGUUAGUUAUCAUUGGUCAAUGUUUUCUAAGGCAACCAUUAACCAAUUACAGUGACGCUUGUCCAGCCAAAUCAGGAUCCCAGAAAUCAUUGCGCCGAAAGCUUGUAUCCUUUCCCCUUAUUUCUUAAGUGAGGAAUUAACAUUUGUUCCAACUGCCCUUUGUGUUGUAGGAAACAGAGGCGAGAGAGUGACCCCCGACCCGCCUGGAUGAGAACAUUGCACUCAACAGCUGCAAACUGGCUUAGCAUGAUACCAAAGGUACAAAAAAUACUCGUAAAGUACGCGAUUCUGAAGCCUGAUUCAUACAGUAAGAUUUGGGAAAGUGUUGUGUGCCUUCCCUUACUCUGAUUUUCGUCAACCACACGUUGUCUUUCCUUUUGUCGAACACCACGUGAACGCAUGAAAAAGACUUAGAUUUUUGGUCAAUUGUCAUAGCCUCGUAAGCAAGUCGUAUUUCUUUGCUUUUGCACGAUUGCACUUUGUUAUUAGUUAUCAGAAGUACAUGUAAUGCCGCAACCUUAGCCAAUCGAAUUGAAACUAACUCCAAUUGUGACUUGGCCGAUCACGUUUUCUUGCUCUUAAUGAUCCUUAACAGCAGCUACUUACAUAGCUUCGAUUACCUCAUUGCCUACUUCAGAAACGAAAGGGAGAAUGGUUACAAGCUUUGGGUGCAGUGCUUUGUGGGAUCGUUUGGGUGGUCAAGCGUUAGUUAUGAUUGGUCGAUGGUAUUCAACCAUUAACCAAUCAUAAGUAACGCUUGUCCAACCAAACGAUCCCAAAAAUCUUUGCGCCGAAAGCUUGUACCCACGCCCUCACGGAAUAGUGAAUUGGAUUGUUACAUCUAUUUGUCAUCGGCAUGUGAGACUGACUGCUUUGUCCUUUUACUCUGCCAUUUCUCAGUUUAAAACGUGUUACUCCUAUAACAUUUGUUUCGUAGGAUUUGACGCCGUUAAAACGAACACUGGACAACAUCAAAGAUCCACUUUUCCGCUACUUUGAACGUGAGGUAAGUACCAAGUAGCCCUUGCAGUUUUAAAACAAUUGCGCCAUUAAUGCGUCGUCGUCUUGUUCGGGUAGAAAUUUCGGAACUUUUACUGUCAUUUAUAUUCUAGGAUCAAAUUGUCGUAACCUUUUUGCUUGACAAAAUUGAAUAGUUGAAGAAAUAUGUUAAGUUUAUUGUUGUUUUACUUCCCCAGGUCAAUACUGGCUACCAGCUUUUGAAUACCAUCCGAGAGGACCUUAAUCAUGUGGUGCUCGUCUGUGAAAGCCAAAAGAAGCCCACCAAUUACCUGAGGAACCUCAUGAGCGACUUGGUUAAGGGUAAGAGUUUUUACACUUACUAAGAAAAGAAUCAUUUUCUACUAAUUCAGCCUAAUUACCCAGUUAAUCACCGGUUCCCGACGGUCCUACAGGAGAUUUUUUGGCCAGUACCAGGCUUUCAUCAGACAGAAGGAGCGUCGCGAGAACAUGCCAAGCGAGAUAGGGUGCGCGUGAUGUCAGGGAGGGGUCGGUGGCCCCUGCGCUUUCUUCGCACCCGUUUUCGCGAUCGCGAUCGCGAUCUCUGUAUAUUAGGGUUGAUUUCCACUGUCGCGUAAUUUUAACGAGCCUACGUGCGUAAAAUUUACGUUCGCAAAUAAAAUAGAGGCAAUGUAUGAAAGGUCGCACGUAAGCGUUAAAGUAGAACCUGGCUCAACUUCACUCAACACUUUACAUCUUGCCUCUAUUUUAUUUAAAAUUUACGUGCGUUAACGUGCGUAGCCUAAAACGCGUCAUGGGAAAUCAAUGAAGCCUGAAACAGGCGAAAGAUUUUUCAGCCAAUCUUCAAAGGUGAAAGUCCAAAACAAAAAAAAAGAGAAAUUACUUUCGAUAUUUACAAAUGUAAGAAAGGUUAACUGUCGUUUCUUUUGUAAUUUCAGGUAUUUUGCCGUCUAAUUGGAGACGUUAUACUGUUCCAAAGGGCCUGACAGUUCUUCAGUGGGUAGCAGACUUCAGUGACCGAAUUAAGCAGCUUCAGAAGAUCUCGCAUGCUGCCAACACGGGUGGAGCCAAGGGCCUUAAGGUUAGCUUUUCCGACGUUCAACCAAGAACCAGAAAAAUUAAUUUCAGCCUUCGCCGGACGAAACUAAACCCCUGGGCUUAAGUCCGUCCGCGAGCCAGCGCCGAAAUCCUUUUUCUGGGCCGCCAGCUGUGUACCAGAAUUUUAGUAGGCACCAUGAUUGGCCUGUUGAAAAAAGAAAACAUUGUUCGAUCGGUUGACCGACGUUGCUGGUCGUGAGUUGCUAGCCUGCGACGCAGGCUUUUUUAAUUGUUGCCUGUGUGUAGAGGAAUGCAGAAAUCAUAAGGACCUCGAUUGUUAAAUAAAUUCUAAUCAUUACCUUAGGAAAUGUGUGGAUAGUAAUUGUGGAGAAUGUACAUCAUGCUGACAUUAAGGCUUCGCCUUCUAAGCCCCAAUAUCCACAUACAAGUUCUCCAAACUGAUCCCCAUACAUUUCCUUAAGAAAUUGGUUAAGAGAGGUUAAUAAGAUCAAGGCAUUUGCUCCUUUGUCUUUUGUGAUCAUUUUGUAAAUUGUCCUAACCUCAUCUCUGGAUUAUGUAUUGAUAUUGUUAGAAGAAAACUAAAGUUUGUCUUUCUAAGAAGUUAAAUAGUUAAAGAGUUAAGUUCCUAAAUAGACCGUGAAUGCUAUUUAAGAAGCAUGUCAUGUUACUGAAGCAGCGCAAAAAAAAAUGCCUGGAUUCUAUGGCUACCGCUCGGAGAAGAGUAACCUUUUUUGCUUUGCAUCCUAUCGCUUGUUUAAAGUUGUUUUGCUUUUGCUCUUAGAACUUGCAUAUUUGGCUGGGCGGAAUGUUUGUCCCCGAGGCAUACAUCACAGCAACCCGUCAGUUCGUUGCACAGGCGAACAAUUGGUCCCUAGAAGAACUAACAUUGGAGGUAACUUCUUUCUUUCUUACCUUUCUCUCCUUUCCUUUUUCCCUCUUUUUUUCUUCAUUCGUCUUCUUCUGCUGUCUCUGAUUGAAAAUAAAACUCUACUAAAGAUAUUGCAGUAUUUAUGGUUACUAAAAGGUAUUGUUCUUUGUCUUUAAAUCUCUUUAAAGGUUACUAUUGCAAAUGGACCCGACGAUCGCCUUACCAUUGAUGACUGCAGCUUUGGAAUUAAAGGUAAUACUCAAGUAUUAGCUCUUAACGUUAAGUGGCAAAAUAGCUAAAAUAAGCUAGAUGCAUGAAAGAACCGCUUUUAGUCUGAGUGAUCAGUAACAUCAAACUGAAUAGUUCAUAAUAAAAUAGAAUCAGAAAAAUAAUAUAAUUUGAUCACCAACACCGUAAGGGAGACGAGUGGAACUUCUAGAACUCUUCCAGGAUUUUCUUUUUCGAUGACUCCAUGUGCAGUCUCCUUUUGGUGUCGAGGUUGCAGGAUUCAGUCCCCUGGAGGGGGAAGACGCGGCGAAGAGUGAUCCUGGGAACGAGAUUUGUUGUUGUACAGUCAUUUUAAAAGGGUGAUUGAUUUCUCGCAGGACUUCGACUCCAAGGUGCCCGUUGCCUUGACAACAAGUUAGAACUGACAGCAACGAUUUUGACUGAUCUGCCGCUGACCAGUCUGAAGUGGAUCAGGUAAAAAAUGUUAUAAUGCCUGUAGAAUUGUUCAAAUGAUAUUUUUGUUCUGCGGCCUGGUGAGCUCUUUCGUUAAGAUAAAAGAUUGCUGAGCAUUGUUCUAAAAAGGUCUAAAAUUGGAGUUAAGGCAUUGUAGUGUUUUGUUGAUGUUGUUGUUGUUUUAAUGCCAUGGUAUUCUUUGAAGUGCCCGUGAAAAGAGGUCGACGCAAGGAUAGAUAGCAAAACCCUCCAGCAUUCCAUUCUGGUUUUUUUUUUCCUUCCUUUUUAGUUACUGUUUGAAUUUUUUUUUGUAUUGUGCAUGUCUUUAACUUUACCUUGAGGCAGUUGAAUCGACGUCGUGCGGCUUAGAUUAAUACCUGUUGCUCCACCGACUUUCUGAGCUUGGCCACCUCCUUUAAGAUCUUACAAGGUGAUAAUUGAGCUUGUCCAAGUACAGCGAAAGGCUUGAUAACAUUCUUGCCCGUAUGUCAGGUAUGUAUCUGCCAUACGGUCAUUGAUCGCGUAUUUUAUGGUACUUUUUCAGGGUUGAACCGGGAACUGACCAUUUACUCAAAGGCAAGGUACGUGUAACUGUUUUAGUUAUUAACGUGUAAUUUAUGUCCGGACAUAUCUUAUAUUUAGCCGGAUUCUUGAAAACGAACGUGCCGAAAUCUGCUGUCAUUUGAGUGGAAAAUUUAAGAUGCUAGAAGUGAGGGGGUUUUUGCGUCCGAUAUGCCCACAAGCGUGACAAUGUUGUUUGAAAAAAAUUUUUCGCCCAACUUCACCCUCCUUUAAACAGAUCUUUUUGUAAAAGACCCGAAAACAUUAAUGUAAGCGAAGAUCACGACAACACACGCAAGUAAUAGCCCUGUUACGUUUUUUACCCACAAGUGUUUUGCCGUCCUCUUCUUUCCGCCGUCCUGUUGCGUAACCUCACUCUCCAAAGCCACGGAGCGAGCAGCUCUUCGCGAAGUAGUGACACUUGAACAAUUUGUUUUUUGCAGGUCACCCUACCCGUGUAUCUCAAUCAAACACGUACCGAGCUUCUGUUCACUGUUGACAUGGCAACUAGAGGUGAACCCGCUGGUCGAGAGCAUCGCUUUUAUGAGCGUGGUGUGGCUUUCUUAGCAUCCUCCCUGAGUGGUUAACAGCAUAGUCACGUGAUUGGCGCGUGAUAAUUGUCUCGGCCGUACCGUCCCAUUUAUAACUGAUUUACUUUUUUGUUGUUGUAGAAUUAAACAUUUAAGCUAUUGUUAUGGUAGAUAUAAACCUAGUUAGGGAACUUUGAUCUAUAAACUCCACGUCCUGAUCAGCAUGGGAUUAUUUCUUGCAUCAGUUUUAACCUAAAUAGUCUUAGCAGGAUUUGCAUGAUCGUGAAAAGGUCAUAUGAUCAUAUGAGUCAAAUAACUAGAGGAAUUGUUUCUAGUUCGCGAACAAAACAGCAAAGUUAAAGCAACCCUGUAACUACAUAAUUACAAUAAUUAUAAUAGUCAACUAAAAAUCAAAACUGCAGUGUAAAAGGUAUUUUGCCUUUUUUGUCUGGUAUUAGCAUUAGCAUAAUGUGAUAAUA
Molecule: messenger RNA, 70018 nt
Organism: Porites lobata
Lineage: Eukaryota; Metazoa; Cnidaria; Anthozoa; Scleractinia; Poritidae
Source: the annotation of a GenBank genome assembly